AUGUUUGGGGAAAAGAGCACGGAGGUAGGGGGGGUUUUUGGCCCGCAAGGUCUUCCCAAAAAGUCAAUCUGGGCAGGCCCAAAAAGACUCAGUUUUUAGGGGAGGGGGGGGAAAUUUUCUUUUAAAUGCUUUCGCCCUUUUAUGGGACGAUGGCGGCGCCCCACAAAAAAUACUAUGGGUUUAAAGGUGACUGUCAGAAAAAGAAAAAGGGGGUCUUUAGACCACAAUUACUUGCUCUGUCCAAAGCCACAGAUCAAGAAGAAAGAGGAAAAGAGCGGAGAGCAGAGCGAGGCAAAAUUGGGGAGAAAAGGGGGCUUGGACUAACCAACAAACAGGAGGAGCUCCUUGCCAAACUUUCUCCAGAGCUGCGAGCAGAGUUCAAAGAAGCCUUUUUUAAAUAAAAUCCCCAAAAAAAAAGUGGUGGGUAGCAUGGUUGGGGAGCCAAAAAGAGUGGGCCCGUUCAUAAUGAUGUGUUGGAUUUUGACGGGCAAAUUUGGCCCGUAGUCGGUUUCGUUGAUUUAUUCGCUUUAGAUAAAUAAUUAUAUUUUAAUUUAAAACAGGGGGGAGGUUUUCAAGUUUUAAAAGGUGGGGAAACAUUAAGUUGAUUGUCCAAAAUGUUGGAGGGAUGGGGGGGGGGAAAAAAACCCCUUAUACCCAAAAAGAUCCCCCGAGGCUGAGAGUUAAAAAAAAUCCCAAAAGGGAAAAAAGCAGAGCCCCCAAAAAUCCUUUUUUACGGGGGUUGGAAAAAUGUGGCGAAGGUGAAACCCGGUGGGCCCGCCACAGGGAAUGCAAAAAGUUUCUUUCCCAAAUUUUUACUAAAGGGGCUUGGGGGGCCCGGGAAGGGAAAAAAAUUUGAAACCGGGUUUAUUGGCCCCAGGGAAAGGGGCGGGUGGUCCCCCAGGGCCCGUUUAGAGUAGUUGGGGGGGACCUCGUCCUCUGGGGGUGGCCCCCCCCGGGGAACUGUUGGGGGAACGAAACCGACCUCUUUGGGAAAUGAUAGAAACCCCGCCCGGCAAAAGGUUUUUAAAAAACAUUUCGCAGGUCCCAAAGAAAAAACAGCCCUUUAAAAGGGCGUACAAAAAGAUUUCGUGGGAAAACGGAAGGACCCAGGUUUUGGUUUUGGUGGAAAAAAAGAAAAACGCCCUCCGAAAAAAAACGCAAUACCAAAAAAAUUUAAAUUUUGAAAAAGGUUUUUAAGGGGGGCAAAUUGGGGGCCGGGCCCGUGACCUUCCCCGUGGUGGGGGCCCGCAGGGUGCGGUAGGGUUUCCCCCCCGGAGGGCCCAAGGGGGCAAAGACCCCAAAGGGAGGAAAGGAAAAGGGAAAAAAGACUUGGGGAAAAUAAAGGAAUGUCUCAAACCCACGUUUCAAGGGUGACAAAACAAAAGCCCAAAAACCCCUAAAUUGGGGGGGCGAGUUAACCCCUGGAAAAAAGGGGACCCGCAAAAGUGCCUGACAAUCGGGGUGCAGUGAAAAACGACCCUUUUUUAAAAACUGGGGGAAAAAGAAUGGAGAGGGGCCCGGGAAAGGGAAGGCGGGGUACAGGAGCAAAACCAAAAAUAUGGUCUCAAAAAGGGGGGUGCCCUUUAAAAAUCACCCAAGAGGGAAAAACCCAUAGCUGGGAAAGGGAAACCAAGUGUAUUCAGUCAUUUGGGGGGUUUCUUUCCCAACCUCAAUCCCAAACCCCUACCCUGUAAGAAUUGUUUUGGGAACCCGUAGCCAAAAAAAUUUGGAAUUGGGUUAAAAAUUAACCCACGUACAAGGGUCCGAUGUUCUAAUCAGUUUAAAGGGGGUGCUUUGGGGAUUUAAAGGGGGAAGGGGGGUACGCCCCCCCUGGGCCCAUUUUUGAAAUUUUUUACAAACCCCUGUUUUCUUUAAGACCCAAAAAGAAGGGACACCCCCUGUUCUCUGGAGAGACCAAAAAUCCUUUAAAGGGGGGUGAAACGAAAAUCUUUGGUCGUCCCGGGGGGCAAAAAAUUGGGGAUUUAAAAAAGUGGGUUUUAUCGCCCAAAGGGGGCAAAAAUUUGGGAGAAACAGCCAAAAACCCGCCCCCGUUUGCAGCCAUGGUUUAGGAGGCCAGGGGUUUGGGUAGGGAAAAUUUUAUUUGGAGGGGCCAAACUUGAGUCCCACAAUGACUUCCCGGAAAAACUGGGGAAAAUCACCCAAAAAAGUGGGAAAAAAAGAUCUUAAAAGGUGGAGGCUUUUUUUCCUUUAAGCCAUGGGGCUUAUCAGGCCAACGUGGGGGGUCCCAACCACAAAAAUGAUGCCCGUAUUUAGUAAAGGAAAAAAGUGAGUGUUUCCCAAAAAAGGGUUUGGGGUUUAAAACCCAAACCCAGAUGCGGGGGCGGGAAAAAAAGCAAAGCAUUGGAAAUCGGGCCUUUUGAAACCAGAGGUUUACAAAUUCCGGGGUGAUGAACCCCCCGUUUAAAUUUUUUUCCAAAAGGGAGAGGAAAAAUAAGAGGAAAAAGGAAAAUCGAUUUGCGCAAAAAAAGGAAGGGAGAGGUUUAAAAAUCCAAAACCCCCCUUGGGCCCGUUUGGAGCUGCCCAAGCCGAUUGCUGGUUUCUACGACCCCAUUGGUUGCCACCAAACCCCCCCAAAAACAGGGAAAAGGGGGGGGUGAUGAUUUUUGAGAGAAGCUUACCAAAGGAAAAAAAAAAAUAAAUAAGCAAAUCCCCGGGUUUAAAGGGCCAAAUUGGGGUGGGCCACCUCACCCAAAAAAAAAAGGGGGCUUCCCUAAACUCCUCGGAAAAAAAAAUAUGUGAGACUUUCCCCCGAUUUAGGUUCCGGAAAAAAAGCCUUUACACCCCAAACCCGGGAACCCUUUGGGCCCUCCAAAGGGGGUCACGUUUUUUAGGUGGGGGUGAGGUUCCUACGGGCCCUGGGGCUCUUAAACCGUUGGGGGACGCCGAAAAAAUGGGGUCGUUUGUUUAGGGUGGUUUUAGUCAAAAAACAAAAAAAUUACCCCCUCAAACCCGAAAAGGGGGACGUGAAAAAAACCCGAAAGGAAAGGGUGCGUCUUUUCGAUCCCCCUGAGAAAAACCCUUUUAAAGCACUGCCGCACAAGGGUUUGGGACGCGGUGGGCCAAAUUUUUGGGGGUAAACCAAAAAAAUCAAAGGGAGCAAAUUUCCCAAAGGGUAGUAUGGCUACCAAAAAUUUCUUGCCCAACCGCAUUUGAGAAACCCGAAGGUGGACCAGUGGGGAAAACUGGAGGGGGAUUGGGGGGCAAAACCCGAACAUAGGGAGAAAAUUUAUCACAAAGGGGGGGGAAUUUUGAGGGAAAAUCGAGGGAAAGGGUUUUUAGAAAUGGAAAAAAGGCCCAGGGGUUUCCCGAGUUUUCCUGGGGCUGAAAUGGCCUGUGAAAAAAGGCCCGGAAAGGGUAAGGGGGCCCCGCGGGCUGAUGAUGUUAAAAGGUUUUCAGAGGAAGGAAGGGGCCCUUUUCAGUUUUUUAGUCACCAGGUCUCAGGGGAGAGAAAAAAUUUAGGCCCCGCAAAAACUGAUUUUUGGGGGGGCCCAAAAUUUUCAAGACCCGCAAAAACAAAAAGCAGAAAAUGAAAAACCAAGGGGCCAAAAACCCGAAAUAGAGGGGGCCCCCAAAAAGGGGAAAGGGCCCCGGGGUGUAGCUCUAAAUGCGCCUUGUUGGGCCCGAAACCCAUUUAGGGAGCUGUUUUUAAAUUGUUUGGAAAAAAAAUCGCAUGGGUUUGAAAAACGGGAGAAUCCGGGGUGAGGGAAAAAAAAGCUACCAAGCCUCGAGCUCCCAAACAAAAAUGGGGGGGGAAAGGGGGCCCCGGGUUUUUUGUGGGGGGGGAAAAAGAAAAAGGGGUUUUCCAAAAACCAGCCUUUUCGGCCCAAGGGCGGGGGGAACUUUAAAGGUCGACCUUAAAAAAAGCCUUGUUGUGAAAAUUUAAAAAUGACAAAAAAAGGGGCUUUUUACUUUUUGGGGGGUUUGGGUCCAUUUGGGAAAGAAAACGGGGAAAAAACCCCUUUUACCCUUUUUUUCCCCUUUCCCGGCGGGGGGGGGGGCCUUGCUUUCGAGGGAAACUCACGAAGGGGGGAAAUUAUGAAAGGGGGGGGGCUGCCCCCCCCUGCUGCACACCCCAAAAGGGAAAGGGGCCCGGGGGUUUUGGGAAGGUUUGGGGGGGGGGCAGUGAAGAAGGUCGGGUUAAAAAGGUUUCUCACUUGCAAGAAGCCCAAUAGGCCGGCUGUGCCCCGAAGUGAUUUAGCACUCUUUCCCCAGGAAAAGCCCAUUAAAAAGCGGAAAACCCCUUCGAGUUUUACUACAUUUAACCCCUUUUGGGCCCCCCGAAAUGAAGGGGACGCUGUUAAAAAAAAAGAACCCAAAAAAAAGGCUGGGAGUCGUUUUUAGGGUGCAUGAAAAUUCCCGGGGCCGUCCAUGUGAUCUUCGGACGGAACCAGUCUUUGGAAAAGGGUUUUUUCCCGGCCUACUCCCGGUUCCACCCUUUCUUUUGAGGGGGGGCCUCCCAAAAAAAGCUUGGUUUAGACAGGGGGCCCCAAAAAUUUUUGUGGGGGGCCAGGCCUGGUUUUGAGGAGGCUAAACAAAAAAACCCGGCCGGUUUUGGCAGAAAACCCCUUUUGCCAAAGGGGAAACACCCUUAAGGGACCCCAAGGGUUGGGCCAGGGGUAAAAAGGACAGGGGCCAAAGGGACUUUCAUUUCCGAGAAAAUCCCCCCACCCCAGGAAGGAGCAGCGUCAAAAUCCCUUUUUAAAAAAAGCUCUUAAAAAAGGUUUUUGGCCCGAAAAAAAACUGGGUUUUCAAACCUGGGGGGAGUUUUUUAGAAACCCUUUUUAAUUGGGAGGGCCAAACUUUACUUACAAAAGAGGACCCCUCGACCCAGGGUUUCCCCGGAACAAGAGGGGCUUUGGGGAGUCUUUCCCCCCAAAAUCAACCCAUCCUGGGGGGGCCCCGGGACAGGGAGGGGGAAAAUAAAACGGAAAAACGACCCCAAAAAAAACCCCCCCUUGGCGGGAGAAUUGGGGGGUUUUUUCCCGGGGAAGGGGGGGCAGGGUUUUGGAAGAAAUUUGGGGAGAAAAUGGGCCCCCGGGGCCCAAAAUUUUUUAAACGACCCCAAGUGGGGACCGGGAGGCAAAAGAAAAAAUUCAAGGUUGGGACGUUUGUUUUGGAUUGCCGGGGGCCAGAACGCUCUAAGGGGGAAGUUCCGGCUCGGCCGGGUUGCUACAACAUAUCCAGACGAGAAGGGGGUUGUCCGGGAUGCGGACAUAACAACCUGUAUGGGUCUUCCUGCUCCCCAUGGUUCCCAGGGCCCGGAGAAAGGACUCUACCAUGCACACGACAAUCAUCAUUCACAGGGAUGUGCGGAGGUUGGUGAUCUUGAUUCCUGCUGAAGACCAAGAGGAGGUAAGAUAAGUUCUCGCCAUGGGUACCCAAAGACUGUGACUCUGUGUUCUUUGCUUAGCUAGCGGGUAACCCUGGGAGGCAACUGAGUGCUUCAAGGGCAAACCUACACUCAGUAGGAGGAAAGGUGGUGGAGCCUACCUCCUUAGUUAAUACAUAUUUGUUUGUAAAUGCCUACAAAGACUGGACUUUAGUUUGAAAUUCUCACUGAGGGACUCAAGAGACUGUGCCCUCCUUGGAUCUUCGAUCAGUCGGCCAAGUGGGAGGUGUUGAGACUUCUAGCUCACUCAGGAAAAAAAAAUAUAUAUAUAUAUAUAUAUAUACAGUGGGGAAAAAAAGUAUUUAGUCAGCCACCAAUUGUGCAAGUUCUCCCACUUAAAAAGAUGAGAGAGGCCUGUAAUUUUCAUCAUAGGUACACGUCAACUAUGACAGACAAAUUGAGAAAAAGAAUUCCAGAAAAUCACAUUGUAGGAUUUUUAAUGAAUUUAUUUGCAAAUUAUGGUGGAAAAUAAGUAUUUGGUCACCUACAAACAAGCAAGAUUUCUGGCUCUCACAGACCUGUAACUUCUUCUUUAAGAGGCUCCUCUGUCCUCCACUCGUUUCCUGUAUUAAUGGCACCUGUUUGAACUUGUUAUCAGUAUAAAAUACACCUGUCCACAACCUCAAACAGUCACACUCGAAACUCCACUAAAGCCAAGACCAAAGAGCUGUCAAAGGACACCAGAAACAAAAUUGUAGACCUGCACCAGGCUGGGAAGACUGAAUCUGCAAUAGGUAAGCAGCUUGGUUUGAAGAAAUCAACUGUGGGAGCAAUUAUUAGGAAAUGGAAGACAUACAAGACCACUGAUAAUCUCCCUCGAUCUGGGGCUCCACGCAAGAUCUCACCCUGUGGGGUCAAAAUGAUCACAAGAACGGUGAGCAAAAAUCCCAGAACCACACGGGGGGGACCAAGUGAAUGACCUGCAGAGAGCUGGGACCAAAGUAACAAAGCCUACCAUCAGUAACACACUACGCCGCCAGGGACUCAAAUCCUGCAGUGCCAGACGUGUCCCCCUGCUUAAGCCAGUACAUGUCCAGGCCCGUCUGAAGUUUGCUAGAGUGCAUUUGGAUGAUCCAGAAGAGGAUUGGGAGAAUGUCAUAUGGUCAGAUGAAACCAAAAUAGAACUUUUUGGUAAAAACUCAACUUGUCGUGUUUGGAGGACAAAGAAUGCUGAGUUGCAUCCAAAGAACACCAUACCUACUGUGAAGCAUGGGGGUGGAAACAUCAUGCUUUGGGGCUGUUUUUCUGCAAAGGGACCAGGACGACUGAUCCGUGUAAAGGAAAGAAUGAAUGGGGCCAUGUAUCGUGAGAUUUUGAGUGAAAACCUCCUUCCAUCAGCAAGGGCAUUGAAGAUGAAACGUGGCUGGGUCUUUCAGCAUGACAAUGAUCCCAAACACCGCCCGGGCAACGAAGGAGUGGCUUCGUAAGACGCAUUUCAAGGUCCUGGAGUGGCCUAGCCAGUCUCCAGAUCUCAACCCCAUAGAAAAUCUUUGGAAGGAGUUGAAAGUCCGUGUUGCCCAGCGACAGCCCCAAAACAUCACUGCUCUAGAGGAGAUCUGCAUGUAGGAAUUGGCCAAAAUACCAGCAACAGUGUGUGAAAACCUUGUGAAGACUUACAGAAAACGUUUGACCUGUGUCAUUGCCAACAAAGGGUAUAUAACAAAGUAUUGAGAAACUUUUGUUAUUGACCAAAUACUUAUUUUCCACCAUAAUUUGCAAAUAAAUUCAUAAAAAAUCCUACAAUGUGAUUUUCUUGAUUUUCUUUUCUCAUUUUGUCUGUCAUAGUUGACCUGGACCUAUGAUGAAAAUUACAGGCCUCUCUCAUCUUUUUAAGUGGGAGAACUUGCACAAUUGGUGGCUGACUAAAUACUUUUUUUCCCCACUGUAUAUAUAUAUAUAUAAAUAGAUAAAAGAGAAGUAAAUGGGUCUGAUGUGUUCAAUUAAAUGGGGAACGAGCGAUUUCUUUAAGUUUCUUAGAUGCUCGGAUAUGUUACGUUAUGUGCGCAUGCGCAGCUUGACUAGAGACUUAAAUUAUGGCACCUGGUAAUCAUUUCAAGACAGACAAUCAUCAGGAGCACACAGCCCGUUGGUAUGUAACUGCGAACUACUCACAGUCUAGCAUUAAUGUUUAAGUCACUUAUAUGUUUGAGCACUGAACGUUUACCUCACUGUGUCGGUGUUAGUUGGCCGAGAGUAACUUGUAGCUCGCUGGGUGCGGUAGCUCAGCGACCCAGAUGCUGUAUAGCAUUAGGCUAUCAUUAUCAGCCAUUUGCGUUGUGCUGAUUGUUCGGAGCACUCUGCUGGUUUCUGGUGGCGGUGGUGAUAGCGGUGGUUUGGUUCGGUGAUCCAUGGUGGAGCGCCGCGUUGUGUUGCGUUUGUGCGUGUGUGGGUCCUACGGACGAGGCAUGUGGUGGCAUGGGUUCUGUGUCCUGUGGCAGCGUCCGUGGCAACGGCGGAGUCGCUGUGCGCAUGCUCCUCUGGCGCUAGGCAUUCUGGGUGAUGUAGUCAAUGCUGUUUUAAGCCAGAUUUGCCACAUUUUUGAUGGUGUUGUAGGCUUAUUUGAUAUAUUAUAUAUUUGAAUAAUAUAUUGUCAUUAUUUGUUUGUUGUAAUUCAGUUUUAUGACCUGUGGUCAUAUGAUUUAAAAUAAAAUUAAGGACAAAACACGAGUCAUGACAUUGUGUGCUUCCUGGUGAGCCUUUUCGGAGGGCUAAAUAACGGAAAAUCCGAACAAUCAUCAAAUACUGUUGUUAUAUAUUUUCACCAUAUCACCCAUCUCAAUCACUCACUCAUAAAGAAUACUGUACACAAUAUCUCUCUCUCUCUCUCUCUCUCUCUCUCGCUCUCGCUCUCGCUCUCGCUCUAUCUAUCUCUCUCUCUCUGAGUGUUGUGUGAGUGGGUGGUCGUCCAGGGCUGGAGGGCUGGAGAGGCUGAGGGGCUUGGCCUUGUAGACCACACAUGGUGCACUCUGCUGGGAUAGAGUGGGCUGAGAGGCCUGCCUGUCCACGGCUUCACUCUUAGUCUGGAUGAGUGGAGAGGUUGAGUAGAGAGGCUGGCAGGGUUAGGGGAAAGCACUUCAGUUUAGUGUGUGUGUGUGUGAUACCUACAUAGUGUGUGUGUGUGUGCAUGUGUGUGUGUGUCCUCCACCUCACACGAACGCACACACACACGAAUGCACACACACACACACACACACACACAAACACACACUGCUGCCGUGGAUACUGAGGACCUGAUCUAGUUUCCAUGGCUACUGCAUGGACAAAGAAAGGGGUCGGCGGGCGACAGGCACCCUCCCCUGGAGAGAGAAAUAGGGAGGGAGGGAGGGAUAAAGGGGGUAUGGAACAUGAGCUCAUGGGCUCCUGAGUUCUUCUGAAAAAAAUAGAAUCAUAGUUGGAUAAAUGUAGAUAUACUAGGAUUUUUUUUCCGCAAGGACUUAUGUAGGAUACUACCCUCUAAAUCUCCAAUCCAAAUCAAAAUUCCAUACCUAAAACCUUGAUUUUUGACAGAAUUACCUGAAUGGAUCCUUACUACCAAUGACUAUCAAGAAAAAAACCUAAACCUGCAGAAGAAACAUAGCAGAACAUGGUAAUACCAUCCAACACAAAACUGAGUGAGUAAUAAUGUAGCUCAGUUGGUAGAGCAUGGCAUUUGCAACGCCAGGGUUGUGGGUUUGAUUCCCACGGGGGGCCAGUAUGAAAAAAUAUAAUAAUGUAUGCACUCACUAACUGUAAGUCGCUCUGGAUAAGAGCGUCUGCUAAAUGACUAAAAUGUAAAUGUAAAUGUAAUGUUCAGUCUGAAUAUACUUCUGAAGCCAAAAGUUGAAAGACAAUAAUCUCUAGGUGAUUGUGUUAUAUAAAGCUUAAUAAAUAAGGCUACUAAGCUACCAAGCUGCUAGGACAGAACAGACCUGGCUGCAACUUCAAUUAUCACUGACGUUUGAAUUGAGAGGUGUAAAAACUCUAACAAUGGCAGCAGAGUUUCACAGCCUCCCCCACCCAAAUGCAGAGGCCUUUGAAGCCCCCUUGCGCCAUGGCGUAUCCCUGGGCAGAUGUCAUCACAGUACAGCACCUCUUGGAUAUUCAAAAUAACACUGAAUGGAAUAAGUACAAAAAUAAGCUCCUCAAGGACAAUCCAGAGGCACUAUUUGCAGACUGCUACAAAGAGGGUGUCACGGUUUCGGCCGAGGCUGCUCCUCCUCCUUGUUCGGGCAGGCUUCGGCGGUCGUCGUCCCCGGAGUACUAGCUACCACCAUUCGAUGUUUCAUGUUUGUUUGGUUUUGUCUGUUUGUACACCUGUCCCUUGUUAGUGUUUGAUUUUGUUUCCUAUUUAGUUAUCGUGUGUUGGGUCAGGUGUUAUGUGUGAUUGUUAUGUCAGCUGUUAGCUGUUGGUGGGUUUUCCUCUCAUGUUGUUUGUUUUUUGAGAGUCCGCACUGCGUGCGCGUUUCUACUAUUUUACGCACUGUUGUGUGUGUGCGUAAUUGUUCAUGCCUCCCGGUUGGGUUGGCCAGUUACCUGUUUGGAGUUAUAUUUUGGAUCACUAAAGUCUGUUGACGAACGCCCUUGUUCCUGCGCUUGAUUUCUCGCACCACAUCCACACUCAGCAUUCUUGACAGAAUCACACAUCACACCAUGGAAUCAGCAGGAGCAACCGCGCCAACGGACAUCAUGGAGGACCGUCUUCGUGGGCAGGAGGACAGGAUCAACCAGAUCGGUCACGCCCUGGAUCGGGUGAUGAACAAUCUCCACCGAUGGGAAAGCAGCGGGGUACCCACGCCCCCACCUACCGGACCAUCCCCAUCGGUCAGUCCUCCUGUUCCCCUUCCGGAACCCAGCGGGAUUCGGCUCUCGCUCCCGUGGGCGUACGACGGCUCCGCUGCCGGGUGUCAAGGGUUCCUCCUGCAAGUGGAGCUCUACCUCGCCACCGUACACCUGGCGCCCUCGGGACACGAGAGCGUCUCCGCCCUCAUCUCCUGUCUUACCGGCAAGGCGUUGGAGUGGGCCAACGCCGAAUGGAGGAGAAUAGACGCCGCUACUGUUACCUAUGCGGAGUUCUCCCGCCGCUUCCGUGCCGUGUUUGACCAUCCACCAGAAGGGAAGGCGGCGGGGGAGCGUCUGUUCUACCUCCGACAGGGGAUGAGGAGCACACAGGAUUUUGCUUUGGAGUUCCGGACUCUAGCGGCAGAUGCAGGGUGGAAUGAGCGGGCCCUCAUAGACCACUUCCGCUGUAGCCUCCGGGAGGACGUCCAGAGAGAGUUGGCGUGCAGGGAUACCACGUUGUCGUUUGACCAACUGGUCGACAUGGCCAUUCGGCUGGACACCCUGCUCGCCACCCGUGGACGUCCCGGGUGGGGGUUGCCCAUUCCACCCUCGGGCACCUCCGAGUCGAGCCCUAUGGAGCUCGGAGGUGCUGGCGCUAGAGAACGGAGGAGUAGGAACCCGAGGGGGGCCGUUCCCUGCACCAACUGUGGCCGUGGAGGGCACACCGCGGCUAGGUGUUGGGGAGGGUCCCCCGGUGGAGGUGAAGGCAGGCCACGCAUUGGGGAGUCCUCCCAGGUGAGUAGGCGCCCUACUUACCCAGAGCUUUCUGUCAUUCACAUAACCUUGCCUGUUUGUUUUCCACAGGUUGCACCUCGUUCCCAGCAUAAGGCGCUAGUAGAUUCAGGCGCAGCUGGGAAUUUUGUAGAUCGCCAGUUCUGUGUAGAGUUAGGGAUUCCUCUCCUUCCCGUUGAUAAGCCUUUCCCUGUACAUGCCCUAGAUAGCCGUCCGUUAGGAUCUGGGUUAAUUAGGGUGGUCACAGCGCCCCUUAGGAUGAAGACGCAGGGGGGUCAUGAGGAGACGAUUCAGCUCUAUCUGAUUGACUCUCCUGCGUAUCCGGUGGUGCUGGGACUUCCCUGGUUGAUUACCCAUGAUCCUACUAUUUCGUGGCGAGAGAAAGCUCUUAAAGGGUGGUCUGUUCAGUGUGAGGGGCUAUGUCUGGGUGUUUUCAUAGGGGCGACCUCGGUGGAGAGUCCAAAUCAAAUGCCCGCACUGCAUAUUCCCCCCGAGUAUGAGGAUUUGACACUGGUUUUUAGUAAGACAAGGGCGGCGCAGCUGCCGCCUCAUAGACAGGGGGAUUGUGCGAUAGAUCUCCAGUUAGGAGCAGCACUCCCGCGGAGCCAUGUGUAUCCCUUGUCUCAAGAGGAGAGGAAGGCGAUGGAAACUUACAUCGCCGAGUCUCUGAGACAGGGAUACACCCGCCUCCUCGAGCUUCUUUUUUGUGAAGAAAAAAGAUGGAAGUUUGCGCCCGUGUAUUGAUUACCGCGGUCUCAAUCAGAUUACGGUGAAGUACAGCUAUCCACUUCCUCUGAUUGCGACUAUGACGGAGUCAUUACACGGUGCUCAGUUCUUCACAAAAUUGGAUCUCAGGAGCGCAUAUAACUUGGUGCGCAUUAGAGAGGGCGAUGAAUGGAAGACAGCAUUUAGCACGACCUCCGGUCAUUACGAGUAUCUCGUCAUGCCAUAUGGGUUAAUGAAUGCUCCCUCAGUCUUCCAAUCCUUUGUAGAUGAGAUUUUCCGGGACAUGCAGGGGCAGGGAGUAGUCGUGUACAUAGACGAUAUUCUGGUGUACAGUUCUACCCGAGCUGAGCAUGUAGCCCUGGUGCGCCGAGUAUUGAGGAGGCUGUUGGAGCAUGACCUAUAUGUCAAGGCAGAGAAAUGUCUGUUCUUUCAGGAGUCGGUCUCCUUUUUGGGGUAUCAGUUGUCUGCGUCAGGGGUGAAGAUGGAGGUUGACCGGGUGUCAGCUGUGCGUAAUUGGCAAACCCCAACCACUGUGAAAGAGGUGCAACAGUUCUUGGGUUUUGCGAAUUACUACCGGAGGUUUAUCCGGGGUUUUGGACAGGUGGCAGCUCCCAUAACGUCCCUGUUGAAGGGGGGUCCGGUGCGCUUACGGUGGUCAGCUGAGGCGGACAGGGCUUUUGGGAGACUGAAGGACCUGUUUACCUCGGCGCCGGUGCUGGCGCAUCCGGAUCCCGCUUUACCAUUCCAGGUAGAGGUAGACGCGUCUGAAGCCGGUAUCGGGGCCGUUCUCUCACAACGGUCUGGCACACCACCUAAACUCCGCCCCCUGUGCUUUUUAUUCUAAGAAGCUCAGUCCGGCGGAGCGGAAUUAUGACGUAGGGGACAGGGAGCUGUUAGCCGUGGUACAAGCCCUAAAGGUGUGGAGGCAUUGGUUUGAGGGGGCUCAACACCCUUUCCUCAUUUUGACCGACCACCGUAACCUGGAAUACAUCCGGGCAGCUAGGAGACUGAAUCCUCGCCAGGCUCGCUGGACUAUGUUUCUAGCCCGGUUUGUAUUUAAAAUCACUUACAUCCCUGGGUCCCAGAACGGGAAGGCAGAUGCCCUGUCUCGGCGGUAUGACACGGAGGAGAGGUCCGUUGAGCCCACUCCCAUACUACCAAAGUCUUGUCUGGUGGCACCGGUGGUAUGGAGGUCGAUGCAGAGAUCGAGCGGGCGUUACGCACCGACCCAAGUCCUCCACAGUGUCCAGUGGGUCGGGCGUACGUUCCGCUCGAGGUGCGCGAUCGCCUCAUUUAUUGGGCUCAUACGUCCCCCUCCUCUGGACAUCCAGGUAUCGGCCGGACAGUUCACUGCCUUAGCACUAAGUACUGGUGGCCAACGUUAGCCAGGGAUGUGAGGGUUUAUGUCUCCUCCUGUUCGGUGUGUGCCCAGUGUAAGGCGCCCAGACAUUUGCCGAGGGGUAAGCUACAACCCCUGCCCGUUCCGCAACGACCCUGGUCCCACCUCUCAGUGGACUUUGUUACAGACCUUCCCCCCUCACAGGGGAAUACUACCAUCCUGGUCGUUGUGGAUCGGUUCUCGAAGGCCUGUCGUCUCCUUCCCAUGCCGGGUCUCCCUACUGCCCUACAGACCGCUGAGGCUCUGUUUACCCAUGUCUUCCGGCAUUACGGGGUACCCGAGGAUAUAGUGUCUGAUCGAGGCCCCCAGUUCACCUCCAGAGUGUGGAGAGCCUUUAUGGAACGGUUGGGGGUUUCGGUGAGCCUUACCUCGGGUUACCACCCGGAGAGUAAUGGGCAGGUUGAACGUGUCAACCAGGAUGUGGGUAGGUUUCUGAGGUCAUAUUGCCAGGGCCGGCCGGAGGAGUGGGCGAGAUAUGUUCCCUGGGCCGAAAUGGCACAAAACUCUCUCCGCCACUCCUCCACCAAACUAACCCCUUUCCAGUGUGUGUUAGGGUACCAGCCGGUUCUGGCACCUUGGCAUGAGAGCCAGAUCGAGGCCCCUGCGGUGGAUGAGUGGGUGCGGCGCUCGGAGGAGACGUGGAACGCUGCCCACGUUCAUCUGCAGCGGGCCAUCCGUCGACAUAAGACGAGCGCCGAUCUCCACCGCAGUGAGGGGCCUGUGUACGCACCUGGAGAUCGAGUCUGGCUCUCGACCAGAAACCUGCCCCUCCGCCUACCCUGCCGGAAGCUGGGUCGGCGGUUUGUGGGGCUGUUCAAAGUCCUGAGGAGGUUGAACGAGGUGUGUUACAGCUUAGAACUGCCCAUUGAUUACAAGAAUAUUAACCCCUCGUUCCAUGUGUCUCUCCUCAGGCCGGUGGUAGCUGGUCCACUCCAGGACUAUGAGAUAGAGGAGACUCCUCCGCCCCCGUUGGACAUCGAGGGGGCUCCGGCGUACACCGUUAGGUCCAUCCUUGAUUCGAGACGCCGGAUGGGGGGUCUCCAAUAUCUCGUGGAGUGGGAGGGGUACGGCCCGGAGGAGCGGUGCUGGGUGCCGAGGAGGGACAUAUUAGACCUGUCUCUUCUGACCGAGUUCCAUCGGGGUCAUCCUACGCGCCCUGCUCCGCGUCUUCCUGGUCGUCCCCGAGGCCGGGGUCGGCGCACGGCUGGAGCCGCGCGUCAAGGGGGGGGGUACUGUCACGGUUUCGGCCGAGGCUGCUCCUCCUCCUUGUUCGGGCAGGCUUCGGCGGUCGUCGUCCCCGGAGUACUAGCUACCACCGUUCGAUGUUUCAUGUUUGUUUGGUUUUGUCUGUUUGUACACCUGUCCCUUGUUAGUGUUUGAUUUUGUUUCCUAUUUAGUUAUCGUGUGUUGGGUCAGGUGUUAUGUGUGAUUGUUAUGUCAGCUGUUAGCUGUUGGUGGGUUUUCCUCUCAUGUUGUUUGUUUUUUGAGAGUCCGCACUGCGUGCGCGUUUCUACUAUUUUACGCACUGUUGUGUGUGUGCGUAAUUGUUCAUGCCUCCCGGUUGGGUUGGCCAGUUACCUGUUUGGAGUUAUAUUUUGGAUCACUAAAGUCUGUUGACGAACGCCCUUGUUCCUGCGCUUGAUUUCUCGCACCACAUCCACACUCAGCAUUCUUGACAGAGGGGAACAUCAUCAACUUCAUUUUCCACACAGACCAUCCCCUGGCAUGGCACAGUGCUAUAAGAGCACACUGCUAUAAGAGCCCUCUGUCAAGAGACAGGGUAUUGGCCCGGGGUGGAAACUCAGAAUACUAGACAUUGAGGAAAUUGAAACAACCUCUGUCAACGUGUACCAAGUCUGGGACAGUCAUGGUGCAGGGCAUCCUCAUGCAGUUCCAGCAGGACUUUUACUGGAUCAAAGAGAGAGCACAGCAGGAAAAGCUCUCUCUCUCUGUGACGACUCCCCCAUCCUGAGUGAGUCUGAUCACACCUCUUCAAACUGUCCUGCAGACGAGGAUAGUCCCCCCCCCCCCCCCCCCCCCCCCCCCCCCCAAGCACUGAACACACCCAGGUCCCACAACUGCACUGCUCCUCCAUCAUUGAGAGGGAUUAAUUCACCGAGCUGGAGAGAGACAUGGUGGAGCUCAGAGAGCUGGUCCACACAAUCCAGGAAAACACACCCACAAAACAGACCAGCACAACAACACCCCCCCUACAGUACCCAGAGGGCUGAAACAGACCAGCACAACACCACCCCCCCUACAGCACCCAGAGGGCUGAAACAGACCAGCACAACAACACCCCCCCCAAUUAGACCCGGAGGGCUGAAGGUGGAGAUGGACGGCUGUCUGAGGGAGCUGGCUGCACUCCGGACUGAGGUGAGAGAACUUUAGGAGGAGGGAGAGGAACACAUGGCACAGCUAACAGCAGUGAAGGAGGAGGGAGAGGAACACAUGGCACAGCUAACAGCAGUGAAGGAGGAGGGAGAGAGACACAUGGCACAGCUAACAGCAGUGAAGGAGGAGGGAGAGGAACACAUGGCACAGCUAACAGCAGUGAAGGAGGAGGGAGAGGAACACAUGGCACAGCUAACAAUCCACUGAGGACACACAAAAGCCAGAAAUAGAGGAGGGAGAGGUAGCUUAGUGGGUAAGAGCGUUGUGCCAGUAACCAAAGGUCGCUGGUUCUAAUCCCCGAGCCGACAAGGUGAAAAAUCUGUCGAUGUGCCCUUGGGCAAGGCACUUAACCCUAAUUGCUCCUGUAAGUCGCUCUGGAUAAGAGCGUCUGCUAAAUGACUAAAAAUGUAAAAUGUAAAAAAAAUGGUGCUCUUCAUUGACUCAAAUUGCAAAUACAUUCAAGAGAAUACACUUAUUCCCAAACACAAAAUGGCUAAACUCUGGUGCCUUAGGCAUGCCCUAGAGCUAUUGUCAGAGGACAGACGAGGGUACCCCAGCCACAUUAUAAUUCACACGGGCACAAACAACCUGAGGGCCCAGCAGGAAAGGGUGGCCAAAGCACUCAAGGGAGUGAUUGAAAAAGCUUCUUCCACUUUCCCCAACGCACAAGUGGUAAUCUCCACCCUGCUACCACGAAAAGACAUUCACCUUGCCACCAUACAGCGGGUGAAUGCAAGCACUUCCCGGGAUCAGACCUAUGCCCAUUCUGCCCCCCCCCCCCCCCACCCCUGCAGCAAGGACCUCAACAUGACAGCAGGACAUAUGCCCAGGCCAUGAGCAGAGCAACAGACCCAACCCCCACUAAUACGCCCCAUCCUGCGACCUGAGAGGAAUGUAUCAGAUGCUCAACAUGCUCUGCUCCCACCUACCACACGAAAACAACACUAGACACUUUAUGGAACACAAAGCUUUUACAAUGUCAUCCUGGAAUAUCCAAGGCCUGAGGUCAUCUGCCUUUGGCCUAAAGAGCAGGAACCCAGACUUCAUCAAAGAAAUUGAAAAUACAGACAUUGUCAUCCUACAAGAAACAUGGUAUAGAGGAGACGGACCCACUGGUUGCCCUCUAGGUUACAGAGAGCUGGUAGUCCCAUCCACCAAACUGCCUGGUGCUUAGUCCCCUCCUGUACUCCCUGUUCACCCCACGACUGAGUGGCGAAACACGACUCCAACACCAUCAUUAAGUUUGCUGAUGACAGUGGCAGGACUGAUCACCGACAACGAUGAGACAGCUUAUAGGGAGGAGGUCAGAGACCUGGCAGUGUGGUGCCAGGACAACAACCUCUCCCUCAAUGUGAGAAAGACACAGGAUUAACAUCGACGGGCCUGUAGUGGAGCAGGUUGAGAGCGUGAAGUUCCUUGGUGUCUACAUCACCAACAAACUAUCAUGGUCCAAACACACCAAGACAGUCGUGAAGAGGGCACGACAACACCUUUUCCCCCUCUGGACACUGAAAAGAAUUGGCAUGGGUCCCGAGAUCCUCAAAAAGUUCUACAGCUGCACCAUCGAGAGCAUCCUGACCGGUUGCAUCAUCGCCUGGUAUGGCAACUGCUCGGCAUCUGACUGUAAGGCACUACAGAGGGUAGUGCGUACGGCCCAGUACAUCAUUAGGGCCAAGGUUCCUGCCAUCCAGGACCUAUAUACUAGGCAGUGUCAGAGGAAAGCCCAAAAAAUUGUCAAAGACUCCAGUCACCCAAGUCAUAGACUGUUCUCUCUGCUACCGCACGGCAAUUGGUACCGGAGUGCCAAGUCUACGACCAAAAGGCUCCUUAACAGCUUCCACCCCCAAAGCCAUAAAACUGCUGAACAAUUAAUGAAAUGGCCACCCGGACAAUUUACAUUGACCCCCCCCCCACUCCCCCCCUUUGUUUUUACACUGCUGCUACUCGCUGUCUAUUAUCUAUGCAUAGUCACUUUACCCCUACCUACAUUACCUCGACUAACCUGUAUCCCCGCACAUUGACUCGGUACCGGUACCCCCUGUAUAUAGCCUCGUUUUUGUUAUUUUAUUGUGUUAUAUUUUCUUAACUCUUUCUUGAACUGCAUUGUUGGUUAAGGGCUUCUAAGUAAGCAUUUCGCGGGUAAAUAAUAAAUAAUAAUAAUAAUAUGCCAUUUAGCAGACGCUUUUAUCCAAAGCGACUUACAGUCAUGCGUGCAUACAUUUUUUUUUUUUUUUUUUUUUGUGCAUGGGUGGUCCCGGGGAUUGAACCCACUACCUUGGCGUUACAAGCGCCGUGCUCUACCAGCUGAGCUGUGACAUGUGACAAAUAAAGUUUGAUUUGAAACAGGGAAGAGACUCAGGGGGUAUUCUAAUUUGGUAUAGAGCAGACCUAACCCACUCUAUUAGAUUAAUCAAAACAGGAACUUUUUACAUCUGGCUAGAAAUUAAUAAGGAAAUUAUCUCAACAGUGAAAAAUGUCCUCCUGUGUGCUACCUAUAUCCCCCAAAUAGAAUCCCCAUACUUUAACGAUGACAGCUUCUCCAUCCUAGAGGGGGAGCUCAACCAUUUCCAGGCCCAGGGACAUGUACUAGUCUGUGGCGACCUAAAUGCCAGAACUGGAAAAGAAACCUGACAUUCUCAGCACACAUCGGGACAAACACCUACCUGGAGGUGACAUUAUUCACUCCCAAAUAUGCCCCCCUAGACACAACUAUGACAAAACAAACAACAAAAAUGGGUCACAAGUCCUGCAACUCUGUCGCACGCUGAGUCUGUACAUAGUCAAUGGUAGGCUUCGAGGAGACUCCUAUGGUAGGUACACCUACAGCUCAUCCCUUUGCAGUAGUACUGAAGAUUACUUUAUCACUGACCUCAACCCAGCGUCUCUCAGAGCGUUCACUAACACCCCUAUGCAAUCACAGCAAAAUCACAGUCUACCUGAACAGAGCAAUACUCAAUCAUGAGGCAUCAAAGCCAAACGAACUGCACAAUAUUAAGAAAUGCUGUAGAUGGAAGGAAAGUAGCGUAGAAACCUACCAAAAAACAAUUUUUUAGACAACUUCCUGGGCAAAACAUUACACUGUAAUAGUAAAGGUAUAAACUUGGCAGUAGAAAACCUAAACAGUAUAUUUGACCUCUCAGCUUCCCUAUCAUAUCUAAACAUGUCAAACAGACAACCUAAGAAAAGUAACAACAGUGACAAAUGGUUUGAUGAAGAAUGCAAAAACCUAAGAAUUUUUUUAGAAACCUAUCCAACCAAAAACAUAGAGACCCAGAAAACCUGAGCCUACACCUUACUUUUUAGUAAUUUAGCAGAAGCUCUUAUCCAGAGCGACUUACAGGAGCAAUUAGGGUUAAGUGCCUUGCUAAAGGGCACAUCGACAGAUUUUUCACCUAGUCGGCUCGGGGAUUAGAACCAGCGACCUUUCAGUUACUGGCACAACACUCUUAACCACUAAGCUACCUGCCGCCCCACUAUGGUGAAUCACUAAAACAAUACAGAAAAUCACUACGGAAAAAGAAGGAACAGCACGUCAGAAAUCAGCUCAAAGUAAUUGAAGAAUCCAUAGAAUCUAACCACUUCUGGGAAAAUUGGAACACUAAACAAACAACAACACGAAGAGCUAUCUAUCCAAAACAGAGAUGUAUUGGUAAACCACUUCUCCAAUCUUUUUGGCCCUAUAACAAAGAACAAACAGCAAAAAAAUAUACAUGAUCAAAUGCAAAUCUUAGAAACAACUAUUAAAGACUACCAGAACCCACUGGAUUCUCCAAUUACAUUGAAUGAACUACAGGAUAAAAUACAAACCUUCCAACCCAAAAAGGCAUGUGAUUUAAUGGUGUCCUACAUGAAAUGAUAAAAUAUACAGACCACAAAUUCCAAUUGGCUAUACUUAAACUCUUUAACGUCAUCCUCAGCUCUGGCAUCUUCCCCAAUAUUUGGAACCAAGGACUGAUCACCCCAAUCCACAAAAGUGGAGACAAAUUUGACCCAAAUAACUACCGUGGGAUAUGCGUCAACAGCAAUCUUGGGAAAAUCCUCUGCAUUAUCAUUAACAGCAGACUUGUACAUUUCCUCAGUGAAAACAAUGUACUGAGCAAAUGUCAAUUGGCUUUUUACCAAAUUACACCACGUAUUCACCCUGCACACCCCAAUUGACAAACAAACAAACCAAAACAAAGGCAAAGUAUUAUCAUACUUUGUUUACUUUAAAAAAGGCAUGAGGGUCUGCUAUGCAAAUUGAUGGAAAGUGGUGUUGGGGAAAAAGAAAUGCGACAUCAUAAACUCCAUGUACACAAACAACAAGUGUGGAGUUACCGCAUUUGCCAGGACCACAAAUACAAAUUCCAUCUAGACACCGUUUCCCUAGAGCACACAAAUAACUACACUUACCUCGGCCUAAAUAUCACCGCCACAGGUAAUAAACAUCAGCGCCACAGGUAACUUCCACAAAGCUGGGAACGAUCUAAGAGACAAGGCAAGAUGCGCCUUGUAUGCCAUCAAAAGGAACAUAAAAUGUGACAUACCAAUUAGGAUCUGGCUAAAAAUACUUGAAUCAGUUAUAGAACCCAUUGCCUUUUAUGGUUGUGAGGUCUAGGAUCUGCACACCAACCAAUAAUUCACAAAAUGGGACAAACACCAAAUUGAGACUCUGCAUGCAGAAUUCUGCAAAAAAUAUCCUUAGUGUACAACGUAAAACACCAAAUAAUGCAUGCAGAGCAGAAUUAGGCCGAUACCCACUAACUAUCAAAAUCCAGAAAAGAGCCGUUAAAUUCUAUAACCACUUAAAAGGAAGCGAUUCCCAAACCUUCCAUAACAAAGCCAUCACCUACAGAGAGAUGAACUUGGAGAAGAGUCCCCUAAGUAAGCUGGUCCUAUGGCUCUGUUCAAAAACACAAACAGACUCCACAGAGCCCCAGGACAACAACAACAACACAAUUAGACCCAACCAAAUCAUGAGAAAACAAAAAGAGAAUUACUUGACACAUUGGAAAGAAUUAACAAAAGACCAGAGCAAACUAGAAUGCUAUUUGGCCCUAAACAGAUAGUACACAGUGGCAGAAUACCUGACCACUGUGACUGACCCAAACUUAAGGAAAGCUUUGACUAUGUACAGACUCAGUGAGCAUAGCCUUGCUAUUGAGAAUGGCCGCCGUAGGCAGACCUGGCUCUCAAGGGAAGACAGGCUACAGUGGUUGAGAAGAGUCCCCUAAGCAAGCUGGUCCUGGAGCUCUGUUCACAAACACAAACAGACAAAAUGAGGUGUAAACUUAGCUGCACUUCCUAAGCUCCUGCCAAAUGUAUGACCAUUUUAGAGACACAUAUUUCCUUCAGAUUACAGAGAUCCACAAAGAAUUCGAAAACAAACCCAAUUUUGAUCAACUCCCAUAUCUUUGGGUGAAAUACCACAGUGUACCAUCACAGCAGCAAUAUUUGUGACCUAUUGCCACAAGAAAAGGGCAACCAGUGAAGAACAAACACCAUUGUAAAUACAACCCAUAUUUCUGUUUAUUUACUUUACUUUAACUAUUUGCUCAUCGUUAUAACACUGUACAUAGACAUAAUAUGACAUUUGAAUUGGCUCUAUUCCUUUGAAACUUUUGUGAGUGUAAUGUUUACUGUUCAGUUUUGAUUGCUUAUUUCACCUUAGUUUAUCAUCUAUUUCACGUGCUUUGGCAAUGUAAACAUAUGUUUCCCAUGCCAAUAAAGCCCUUUAAAUUGAAUCGAAUUAAGAGAGAGAGAGAGAGAGAGAGAGAGAGACAGAGAGAGAGAGAGAGCGAGAGAGAGAGAGAGAGAGAGAGAGAGAGAGAGAGAGAGAGAGAGAGAGAGAGACAGAGAGAGAGACAGAGAGAGAGAGAGAGAGAGAGAGAGAGAGAGAGAGAGGGAGAUCUGAAGCAUCACCUGUCCUGUAGUCAAACCAUUCUCUCCCUCCACUCCCCCCUCCUCUCCCCCAUUCUCAUUACCACACCUAAUUACCUAAUUAGGGAAGUGUCAAACUACACCCACCACCUCCCCUCCUUCUGUCCCUGCCCCCUCUUCCUCUCUAUCCAUCUCACCUGUUGAAUCAUUGAGUUAGUUUACCCCUUGAGGGGAUUCUCAAUCAGUUUUCAAUCAGGAAGGUGGUUUGUUGUUUAAAUAUUGUGCUAUAUUGGGUUUCACCCCUGCUGAGAAAAAAAACAGCAUAGACCAGCAUAAAUUUCAAGCUGGUCCAUGCUGGUCUAUGCUGGUCAGUGCUGGUUGGAUGCUGGUCUGACUACAAUACGUCUAGUUGGUCACGCUGGUCUGAACAGUAUGGUCUAGCUGGUUAUGUUGGCAGACCAGCCUUCGUAGUGUUUUCGCUGGUGACCAGCCUUCGUUGUGUUUUGGACAAUGGUGACCAGCCUUCAUUUGACAUUUUACAUUUUAGUCAUUUAGCAGACGCUCUUAUCCAGAGAGACUUACAGUUAGUGAGUGCAUACAUUAUACACAUGCCUUCACUGUGUUUUUGCUGGUGAUCAGAAUUCACUGUGUUUUUGCACGGGGUCGACCAGUGAAAACACUAGCACGGUCAUUGUGGUCGAUUGUGCAGCAUCGGGUAACAUUUAUGUUUACACUAUUAUAGUGGGUAACCUUUUGAGGUGUGUUGGACUUAAAAAUCAUACAAUGUGAUUUUCUGGAUUUUUGUUUUAGAUUCCGUCUCUCAGAGUUGACGUGUACCUAUGAUAAAAAGUACAGACCUCUACAUGCUUUGUAAGUAGGAAAACCUGCAAAAUCGGCAGUGUACCAAAUACUUGUUCUCCCCACUGUACAUACAAUUUUAUUGUUUAACAUGCUAGAUAGCACUAUUUGCACCUUUUGCGCUAUUUGUAAGUGAAUAGCCUUUAUUUGUUACAGAUACUAAUUCAUUGAAUAGCAAUAGCUACAGUUGAAGUUGGAAGAUUACAUAUACUUAGGUUGGAGUCAUUAAAACUUGUUUUUCAACCACUCCACAAAUUUCUUGUUAACAAACUAUAGUUUUGGCAAGUCGGUUAGGACAUCUACUUUGUGCAUGACACAAGUAAUGUUUCCCAACAAUUGUUAACAGACAGAUUAUUUCACUUAUAAUGCAUUGUAUCACAAUUCCAGUGGGUCAGAGGUUUACAUACACUAAGUUGACUGUGCCUUUAAACAGCUUGGAAAAUUCCAGAAAAUGAUGUCAUGGCUUUAGAAGCUUCUGAUAGGCUAAUUGACAUAAUUUGAGUCAAUUGGAGAUGUAUCUGUGGAUGUAUUUCAAGGCCUACCUUCAAACACAGUGCCUCUUUGCUUGACAUCAUGGGAAAAUCAAAAUAAAUCAGCCAAGACCUCAGAAAACAAUUGUAGACCUCCACAAGUCUGGUUCAUCCUUGGGAGCAAUUUCCAAACGCCUGAAGGUACCAUGUUCAUCUGUACAAACAAUAGUACGCAAGUAUAAACACCAUGGGACCACGCAGACAUCAUACCGCUCAGGAAGGAGACACGUUCUAUCUCCUAGAGAUGAACGUACUUUGGUGCGAAAAGUGCAAAUUAAUCCCAGAACAACAGCAAAGGACCUUGUGAAGAUGCUGGAGGAAACAGGUACAAAAGUAUCUAUAUCCACAGUAAAACGAGUCCUAUAUCGACAUAACCUGAAAGGCUGCUCAGCAAGGAAGAAGCCACUGCUCCAAACCGCCAUAAAAAAGCCAGACUACGGUUUGCAACUGCACAUUGGGACAAAGAUUGUCAUUUUUGGAGAAAUGUCCUCUGGUCUGAUGAAACAGAAAUAGAACUGUUUGGCCAUAAUGACCAUCGUUAUGUUUGGAGGAAAAAGGGGGUCGCUUGCAAGCCGAAGAACACCAUCCCAACCGUGAAGCACGGGGGUGGCAGAAUCAUGCUGAGGGUGCUUUGCUGCAGGAGGGACUGGUGCACUUCACAAAAUAGAUGGCAUCAUCAUGAGGAAGGACAAUUAUGUGGAUAUAUUGAAGCAACAUCUCAAGACAUCAGUCAGGAAGUUAAAGCUUGGUCGCAAAAUUGGUCUUCCAAAUUGACAAUGACCCCAAGCAUACUUCCAAAGUUGUAGCAAAAUGGCUUAAGGACAACAAAGUCAAGGUAUUGGAGUGGCCAUCACAAAGCCCUGACCACAAUCAUAUAGAAUAACUUAUUCUUAUUGUGGGAAGCUUGUGGAAGGCUGGUCACCAGCGAAAACACAACAAAGGCUGGUCACCAGCGAAAACACAACAAAGGCUGGUCACCAGCGAAAACACAACAAAGGCUGGUCACCAGCGAAAACACAACAAAGGCUGGUUCUAUAUCGUGGAGCUCCGCCCCAUAGGGGAGCUCUGCUCCUAGUGGUUUACCCUCUGCCCUAAGGCAGCAUCAGCCUGAGACAAAAUUAUGCACACACCUGCAGCCAAUAGGAGUACAGGUGUCCCUAUAAGAGGGGAUGCCUCCCCUCAAUCUGCCUCCCUUUAUCUUCAGCGACUGGACUAGACUGAAGAAGCCAAGAAGAGACGAAGAGAAGACUCAGGACGAAGAAAACGCCGUCGAUUUUCCAGAUCAUCGACGUCGUCCUACAAUGAGCACACCAAGCUUAUCCAUAGGGUAAGUAUUUAACAAAAGCUCUUUUCAGAGCUCAAUGUCGCUGUUCCCCUUGGCGGCUGUCAGCCCCCCCGACAUAUGUUUCGUGGGUCGAGGGACACAGCACGCCAGGGACGGCCUCAUUAAUCCCCCACUAUGCGCCAGCUGCGCCCUCCUUUUUUGAAGGAGUGGAAGCAGCGUUGGGCAUUUUUAGGGAGGAUAUUCCUCUUGAGGAUGUGCUAUCAGUGUUAGUCUCAGCUUCUGAGGCAUCAUCUGAAGGCGCUGACUCAGGAGAUGACAGGGCUAUUGGGGAAGAAAUGAAUAUUCUAUUGGAACAAUUCAUUACACUGACCCAGAUGUUUAAUACCCCUUUUCCUUCGGGAAAUUGUGAGGUCAUUACAUCCCUGGAUGAUGACGCCACAGCCUCUCUGUGCUCUGAAUUCUCAGGUCUCAUUGAGUGGGCUGCUAAACAGCGGGAGAUUAAGCUGCCCCCCAUUCCCUCCAACCCGGAAGUGGAUAUGAGGAAGGGCGGCCGUUACUCUCGCUACAGCUUGGCGUCAGACGGCGGCCUCCAGCAGCAAGGGAGCGGGCCUCGCCCCCCCCUGCAGUGCCAGAGGUGCCGGCGAGAGAGGUCAUUAAAGCGUCAUCCUGGCAUCACCCGAAGGGCGGCCAGAAGAGACGGCGUUUAUGACAGGCGAGGGGGAGAGAACGAAAGACGGCACAGCGCCUGCUGUGACCGAGCCCACUGUCCCCCCCACCCUACCGUUGAGUGUAUGGAUGAGAAUGUUUUUUGUUGAUGUGUGUAAUAAAGAGUUGGCUCUACUUGACACUGUCAAAAAAGAGCCCCUUUUCCAUAAUACAUCCGAGAGCGUUCGACCUUCCUCACUCUCGCUCUCUCUCUUACCGCUAUGAGUGCAGCUCAGCCCACCAUGGUGCGUUGCUGAAUGCACACAUAAGGCAGGUAUAUAAAAGGUAUUAAGUGUACCUUAUAAAGACCUCACUUUACAGACUCCUAGGAGUGCUGUAGUGAGUGUCUCACAUAGCAGGCUGCAGUCUCAGCCAAAUAAUGGCAUGAUGACGCGACCGCUAUUCGGGACGGCGCUCUGUCUCAGGCUAACGCCUCAGUCAGUGCAGUUCAGACCUGUGCUGCGUUCACGGAGGGCCUGAUUACUACGGUUACGGGCGUAAUCAACGUAUCGGCGCCCCCGUUUCUCUCAGAACACGCUGAUAAUAACCACAUUGGGGAUGGCGCACUAUCACAGACUAAGGUCUCUGUUAGUACGACCCAGACCCAUGCUGCGUUCAAGAAGGGCCCGAUUACCACGGUCACGAAGGUGCCCAGUGUAUCGGCGCCCCCACCUUUUUCUGAACGCGCCCAGGCUCACCACACUGAGUGUAGUUCAGCCCACCAGAGGUGCAGAGCUGAACGCACACAGGAGGUGAAAGGAGGAAUAAUACCUAGACGCCGUCUUGGUUUAUCUCAAAGAGACCUCACAUUACAGACUUCAAGGAGUACUGUAGUGAGUGCCUCUCAUAGCAGGCUGCAGUCUCAGUCAGGAGACAUGAUGACGCAGCCGCUAGUUGGGGAUGGCGCACUAUCGCAGACUAAGGUCUCGGUUAGUGCGAUUCAGACCCAUGUUGCGUUCACGGAGGGCCCGAUUACCACGGUGACGAAGGUUCCCAGUGUAUCGGCGCCCCUACUUCUUUCUAAACGCGCUAAUACUCACCACACUGAGCGUAGUUCAGCCCACCAGAGGUGCAGAGCUGAACGCACACAGGAGGUGAAAGGAGGAAUAAUACCUAGACGCCGUCUUGGUUUAUCUCAAAGAGACCUCACAUUACAGACUCCAAGGAGUACUGUAGUGAGUGCCUCUCAUAGCAGGCUGCAGUCUCAGUAUCGGCGCCCCCACUUUCCUUUGAACGCGCUAAUACUCACCACACUGAGCGUGACUCAACCCACCAGGGGUGCAGAGUUGAACACACACAGAAGGUGAAAGUUAAGAAGGUAUCAAGGUGCCGCCUUGUUUUACCUCACAGAGACCUCAUACUACAGACUUCUAGGAGUACUGUAGUGAAGGGCUCUGAUAGCGAAUUGCAGUCACCUAAGAUGACGCAAUCGCUUGCUGGGGAUGGUGCCCUGCCGCAGGCUGUGGCCUCGGUCAGCGCAAUUCAGACCCGCGAUGCGUUCAAGGAGGGCAGGAAUACGACGGUUACGGGUUUAACCGACGUCCCUGCUCCUCUUUCUUUCUCAGAACGCAUUAAUAGUUCCUCUCCCUUUCACGGGAGGCCCACCUUGGGCUGUUCCACCACUUCAAUGUUGGGGAACAGUAGGCGGUAAGGGCCAUAGAGGAAUACAGGUCCUUCCUACUGGAUGCACCACAGCUUCGCGCCCAGCCACUUUCUCUGCAUUGCUGGCAGUGGCGAAGAAGCUGCACCCUCUCAUGCUGGCUAGAACAGACGUUGCAGAAGGGUUAUGCUCUCCAAUUCCACCGGACCCCACCCCCGUUCAGGGGAGUGGUGGAGACGGUGAUGAAAACGCCAGACAAAGUGGCCGCUCUGAUGACAGAGAUUACGGAACUUUUGGCGAAGGAGGCGGUGACAGUAGUUCCCCGGGAACAAAGGCACAAAGGGCUAUAUUCGCCGUAUUUCCUAGUGCCCAAAAAGACGGGGGGAGUGAGGCCGAUUUUGGAUUUACGCAUUCUCAACGAGAGCAUAACCAAACGGCCCUUCCGAAUGCUAACGACAAAACGUCUGCUGGAAUGUGUCCAGAGAGGGGACUUUUGUACGAGCAUAGACCUAAAGGACGCGUACUUUCAUGUGCCGGUUCAGCCGCGUCACAGGAAGUUUCUGCGGUUCGCCUUUCAAGGGGUGGCGUACGAAUACACGAGGAUGCCAUUUGGGUACGCCCUGGCACCUCGCACAUUUUCCAAGUGUGUGGAGGCGGCAUUGGAACCGUUGCGUCGUCAGGGAAUACGGCUACUAGCCUACCUGGACGACCGACUGGUUCUUGCCCCGUCAGCAGAGCUGGCGAUCACUCACACAACACAGACAGUGAUAAUAAUAAUAAUAAUAAUAUGCCAUUUAGCAGACACUUUUAUCCAAAGCGACUUACAGUCAUGCGUGCAUACAUUUUUUGUGUAUGGGUGGUCCCGGGGAUCGAACCCACUACCUUGGCGUUACAAGCGCCGUGCUCUACCAGUUGAGCUACAGAGGACCUACAGUGAUACAUCUCACAAGUCUGGGGUUUGCUGUGAAUUGGAAAAAGAGCGCGCCCUGGCCCACUCAUCAGAUUGUCUACCUGGGGAUACAGCUAGACACUGUGAAGAUGAGGGCUCGAAUUUCGGACCCCCGAAGGGUAGCCUUGUUGCUAGCCCUGAGGAAGUGUCGUCCGAAUCACACGGUGACGGCGCUGUCGAUCAUGUCACUUUUGGGUUCUCAUGUCGUCAGCCCACUCUGUGGUUCCGCUGGGACUCCUGCAUAUGCGCAGGAUGCAGCGAUGGUUCGCCCAACUAAGACUAGACCCUUUGCGUCAACAUCAUCGGUUGGUGGUGGUUCCACUCUCGCUCAGUGCAGAUCUGAACUAUUGGAGAAACCCGCGCGUUCUCACGCACGGAGUCCCGAUAGGAAAGGUGUCCUCUCACAUCCCAGUAUUCACGGAUGCGUCCCUGACAGGAUGGGGAGGGACAUGUCAGACUCAAGCGAUAGGAGGUGUGUGGCCUCAAUCAGGUCGUCAUAUCAACCUCUUGGAGUUGGAAACGGUUCGACUGGUUCUGACCCACUUCGCGUCUACCCUUCGGGGUCGCGAUGUGCUGGUCUGGUCAGACAACCGGACCACAGUAGCUCACAUAAAUCGCCAAGGAGGAGUCAGGUCUCCUGCUCUCCAUCGGGCGGCAGAGGAAUUGUGGCUGUGGGCUCACAAGCACCUUCGCUCAUUGAGAGCAGCACACAUUCCGGGCUACUUGAACGUAGGAGCAGACCUCAUGUCAAGAGGGGGUCCUUGAGACGACGAGUGGUGUCUGCAUCCGGACAUUGUUCUCCAGAUUUGGGAACAAUUCGGGAGAGCCCAGGUGGACCUAUUCGCGUCACGUGUGAACACGCAAUGUCCUCUGUGGUUCUCUCUGAGGGAAGAGGACGAACCGCCACUGGGAAGGGACGCCUUUGCGCACAAACCAUGGCCGAGAGUUCUCCUGUAUGCAUUCCCUCCGCUGUCCUGCAUUCUCCCACUGCUAGCCAGGGUGAGGUCAGGGGGGCUGUCAGUGAUACUGAUAGCGCCCGAUCGCCCGGGGGCUCCGUGGUUUGCGGAGAUGAGUCAGAUGUUGAUUGCGCCACCUUGGCCAAUUCCACAUCGACGGGACGCGUUGUCUCAGGCGGGAGGCACGAUAGGGAAAUUGCCCAUAAUCGGCCAACCACUGAAGGCCUGGCUGCUGAGAGGGACAGGCUAGAGCGCCGUGGGUUAUCUGAUGCAGUGAUCAGGACCAUACAGGGUUCACGUGCCAGUUCCACUUCUAAGAUGUAUGCCAGUAGAUGGAACGUGUUUCACGAUGGUGUGUCACACAAGGUGUAGACCCCAUGAGCUGUCAGGUAGAAGAGAGAGAGAGAGAGAGAGAGAGAGAGAGACAGAGAGAGAGAGAGAGAGAGACAGAGAGAGAGACAGAGAGAGAGAGAGAGAGACAGCAGAGAGAGAGAGAGAGAGAAGAGAGAGAGAGAUGAGAGAGAUAGAGAGAGAGAGAGAGAGAGAGAUAGAGAGAGAGAGACCGGAGAGGGGGAGAGAGAUGAGAGACGUGAGUGAGGAGAGAGGAUGAAGGGAAGAGAGAGCGCGAGAGGAGAGAGAGAGCAGAGAGAGAGACAGAGAGGGAUCUGAAGCAUCACGUCCUGUAGUCAAACCUUUUCUCCAUCCACUCCCCCCUCAUCUCCCCCAUUCCAUUUACAAACCUAAUUACCUAAUUAGGGAAAGGUCAGACUACACCACCACCUCCCCUCUUUGUCCCUGCCCCCUCUUCCUCUUAUCCAUCUCACCUGAUUGAAUAAUUUGAGUUAGUUUACCACUGGGGGAUUCUCAACGUUUUCAAUCAGGAAGGUGGUUUUGUUGUUUAAAAUAUUGAAAAACAGCAUAUUCAGCAUACAUUUAAGCGUUGUAUGAUGGUCAGUUACUGGUCAGAGCCUGUCUUAGCUGGUUAUGCUGAAGAUUCAGAUUCGGUGUUUCCGAUGGUGACCAGCUUAAUUGGUUUGUUCGACCCUCACCCACCGGACAAAAGUAUAUACCAAUGUAAGAGUGCUGUUCAUUGACUACAGCUCAGCGUUCAACACCAUAGUCACCUCCAAGCUCAUCACCAAGCUCUGGACCCUGGGACUGAACACCUCCCUCUGCAACUGGAUUCUGGACUUCCUGACGGGCCGUACCCAGGCGGUGAGAGUAGGCAACAACACAUCUGCCACGCUGACCCUCAACACGGGGGCCCCUACAGGGGUGUGUGCUUAGUCCUGUCCCGUACUCCCUGAUCACCCAUAACUGCAUGGCCGUGCACGACUCCAACACGCCUACUACUGUUGUGUCGUCUGCAAACUUGAUGAUUGAGUUGGAGGUGUGCAUGGCCAUGCAGUCAUGGGUGAACAGGGAGUACAGGAGGGGGCUGAGCACGCACCCUUGUGGGCCCCCUGUGUUGUUUCCUACCUUCACCACCUGGGGGCGGCCCGUCAGGAAGUCCAGGACACAGUUGCACAGGGCGGGGUUCAGAACCAGGACCCUGAGCUUAAUGAUGAGCUUGGAGGGUACUAUGGUGUUGAACGCUGAUGAACAGCAUUGAACAGCAUUCUUAACUUGUUAUUCCUCUUGUCCAGAUGGGAUAGGACAGUGUGCAGUUCGAUGGCGAUUGCAUCGUCUGUGGAUCUAUUGGGGUGGUCAGCAAAUUGAAGUGGGUCUAGGGUGUCAGGCAAGGUAGAGGUGAUAUGAUCCUUAACUAGCCUCUCAAAGCACUUCAUGAUCACAAAAGUGAGUGCUACGGGGCGAUAGUCAUUUAGUUCAGUUACCUUUGCUUUCUUGGGUACAGGAACAAUGGUGGACAUCUUGAAGCAAGUGGGGACAGCAGACUGGGAUAGGGAGAGAUUGAAUAUGUCCGUAAAUACUCCAGCCAGCGGGUCUGCGCAUUCUCUGAGGACACGGCUAGGGAUGCCGUCUGGGCCGGCAGCCUUGAGAGGGUUAACAUGCUUAAAUAUCUUACUAAUGUCGGCCACAGAGAAGGAGAGCCCACAGUCCUUGGUAGCGGGCCGCGUCGGUAGCACUGUGUUAUCCUCAAAGUGGGCGAAAAAGGUGUUUAGCUUGUCCGGAAGCAAGACGUCGGUGUCUGCAACGUGGCUGGUUUUCCCUUUGUAGUCUGUGAUUGUCUGUAGACCCUGUCACAUACGUCUCGUGUCUGAGCCAUUGAUUUGCGACUCCACUUUGUCUCUAUAAUGACGUUUUGCCUGUUUGAUUGCCUUACGGAGGGAAUAACUACACUGUUUGUAUUCGGCCAUAUUCCCAGUCACCUUGCCAUGGUUAAAUGCGGUGGUUCGCGCUUUCAGUUUUGCACGAAUGCUGCCACCUAUCCACGGUUUUCUGGUUAGGGUAGGUUUUAAUAGUCACAGUGGGAACAACAUUUCCUAUACACUUCCUAAUAAACUCAGUCACUGUAUCUGUGUAUUUGUCGAUGUUAUUCUCGUAGGCUACUCGGAACAUAUCCCAGCCGUGUGAUCAAAACAAUCUUGAAGCGUGGAUUCCGAUUGGUCAGACCAGCAUUGAAUAGUCCUUAGCACGGGUACUUCCUGUUUGAGUUUCUGCCUAUAGGAAGGGAGGAGCAAAAUGGAGUCGUGAUCAGAUUUGCUGAAGGGAGAGAGCGGGAGGGCCUUGUAGGCAUCCCAGAAGUUGGAGUAGCAGUGGUCAAGUGUUUUUCCUAAGUAAGUACUGCAGUCAAUGUGUUGAUAGAAGUUCAGUAGCAUUUUACUCAAAUUUGCUUUGUUAAAAUCCCCAGCUACAAUAAAUGCGGCCUCAUGAUAUGUGGUUUUGUUUGCAUAAAGUCCAGUGAAGUUAUUUGAGAGCCGUCUUGGUAUCGGCUUGAGGGGUAAUAUACACGGCUGUGAAUAUAACGAAGAUAAUUCCCUUGGGAGGUAAUACGGUCUGCAUUUGAUUGUGAGGUAUUCUAGGUCGGGUGAACAAAAGGACUUGAGUUCCUGUAUGUAAUCACAAUCACAGUGGUUAAUCAUGAAACAAACACCCCCGUCUCUCUUCUUCCCGGAGAGUUAUUUAUUCCUGUCUGUUCGAUGCACUGAGAACCCAGCUGGCUGUAUGGACAAAGACAGUCUAUCCCGAGAGAGCCAUGUUUCCGUGAAACAGAGUAUGUUACAAUCCCCGAUGUCUCUCUGGAAGGAGAUUCUCACCCUGAGCUCGUCUACUUUAUUAUCCAGAGACAGAACAUUAGUGAGUAAUAUACUCGGCAGCGGUGGAUGGUGUGCGCGUCUCCUGAGUCGGACUAGAAGUCCACUCCGAAUAUCUUUUCCCCCUGCGGUGUUUUGGAUCAGCCUCUGGAAUCAGUUCAAUUGCCCUGGGGGUACGAACAAAGGAUCCAAUUCGGGAAAGUCGUAUUCCAGGUCGUAAUGCUGGUGUGUUACCGCCGCUCUGAUAUUCAAAAGUUAUGUCCGGCUGUAAGUAAUAACACAAAACAUUUCCUGGGCUAAUAAUGUAAGAAAUAACACGCACAAAAACAAAAUACUGCAAAGUUGCUUAGGAGCUAGAAGCAGAGCUGCCAUGUCUGUUGGCGCCAUUAAACAUUACCGCUUGGUACGGCGACUGCAAGGCACCCAACCACAAGGCACUACAGAUGCUGGUGAGAACGGCCCAGUACAUCACUGGAGCCUUGCUCCCUGCUAUCCCGGACCUAUAUACCAGGUGGUGUGAGAGAAAGAGAUCAGGACAAAUUUUGCCAUUAAAUAGUCUCCUACAACUGUAAAUAGUCUGGAAAUUAAAUUGUAUCCUACUACUGUAAAUAGUCUGUACAUUAAAUAGUCUCCUGCUACUGUAAAUUGUAUGUAAAUUAAAAUAGUCUCCUACUACUAUAAAUAGUCUGUAAAUUCAAUAGUCUCCUACUACUGUAGAUAGUCUGUAAAUUCAAUAGUCUACAUGUACUGUUAAUAGUCUGUGAAUUAAAUUAAAAGCAGAUAUGGGAUAUACAUAUUAAAAUAAAUUAUAAAUAUAGUUUAUUUAUUUAUUGUCCUUUCAUGAUGGAACGGUCCCCAACCCUAUAUCCUAGACACCCACCUGAGCGACCCACACACUAAGGAGAAAUCCUUAUCUGUUUUAUAGGCCUACUGCAAGUAGCCCAUACGCAGCCAAAACAGAAAGAUAAAUGCAGUCAGAGACAAACUAAAGCAGCACCGCCCCCUCAAGAUUCUGAGCCUGCCUGGCAGGCUUGGUCCUACAAAGGCAAAAGCCCCCAGAUGGGUGAGCAUAAUAUACAAGGAACGUCUCAAAGCUGCUAUUGAGAACCUUGUACCUAGCCGGUGGGGAAUCCGGUGGGGUACCCCCACCCAGGUAGUGGCAGUGCUGGCAACACUGGCUGCAGUAACCCAUUGGGAGGAGGUCACACUCGGACAAUCAGAGAGGGGGCAUGUUAUAAUGGCCCUGGUGGCACACAAAAAAAUCAAAGGUCUGACUGCACAGAGAUCCUUGGGAAAAUGGUCACAACGGGAGACCAGAGGAUGUGUGUUUAAGGGGAUGAGCUCCAUCAGCUAGGACUUGACAUUGGUUCAUCAAAUCUCAACCGUUGUUGCUUAAUUUUGCCUUCUCAAACAGUGCCUUUGGAAAUUAUUCAGACCCCUUGACUUUUCCACAUUUUUGUUAUGUUACAGCCUUAUUCUAAAAUGGAUUAACCUCUACGGGAUCGGUGUCCCGUAUACGGGACGGUUGAGCUAACGUGCGCUAAUGUGAUUAGCAUGACUGUUGUAAGUAACAGCAAAACUUUCCAGGACAUAGACAUGUCUUAUAUGGGCAGAACGCUUAAAUUCUUGUUAAUCUAACUGCACUGUCCAUUUUACAGUAGCUAUUAUGGUGGAAAAAAUACCAUGCUAAUGUUUGAGGAGAGUGCACAACAACAAAAAACGUAUCACGGCAACUGGUUUGAUACAUUCACCUCUGAAGGUAAAUAAUGUACUUACAUUCAGUAAUCUUGCUCUGAUUUGUCAUCCUAAGGGUCCCAGAGAUAAAAUGUAGCAUAGUUUUGUUUGAUAAAAUCCAUUUUUAUAUUCCAAUAUAGGAUCUGGGUUCUACAGUUUGAACCCCUGCGGUCUCUGGCUCCACACCCACCUCGCCCGGCCAUCUAGAUGUGUGAAAGUUAGUGUAUAAGCUAAUGAUCCAUCAUGUAUGACAUUCCUGGGAGUGUGUAAACAUACAUUUUGUAUUACCAUAUCAUUGUUGUAUGUUCUCUAUGGUUAUUGUACUUGAAAAUGUAUCAAUUGACCAAUUUGGGCACAUUUGGGAAGACUUCAUACAAUAUAGUCCAGUAUUGCAAACGCUUCAUUGGAUCAAUCUGAAACUUUACACACACUGCUUCCAUCUAGUGGCCAAAAAUCUGAAUUGUGUCUAAACUGCAAUAUUAUAUUGUGGCCUUUCUCUUGCAUUUCAAAGAUGAUGAACAAAAAAAUAAAUAGAAAACUCAUGUUUUUUUGUUUGUAUUAUCUUUUACCAGAUCUAAUGUGUUAUAUUCUCUACAUUAAUUUCACAUGUCCACAAAGUUCAGUGUUCCUUUCAAAUGGUAUCAAGAAUAUGCAUAUCCUUGCUUCAGGUCCUGAGCUACAGGCAGUUAGAUUUGGGUCAUUUUAGGUGAAAUUUGAAAAAAAGGGCUAGAUCCUUUAACAAAAAAUCCUUCCGCAAUCUUACACACAAACACCAUAAUGACAAAGCAAAAACAUGUUUUUAGAAAAUGUUUGCUAAUUUAUUUUAAAAAAUCAAAACAUCAGUACCUUAUAUAUAUAAGUAUUCAGACCCUUUGCUAUGAGAUUCGAAAUUGAGCUUCAGGUGCAUCAUGUUUCCGUUGAUCAUCCUUGAGAUGUUUCUACAACUUGAUUUGGAGUCCACCUGUGGUAAAUUCAAUUGAUUGGACAUGAUUUGGAAAGGCACACACCUGUCUAUAUAAGGUCCCAGAGUUAACAGUGCGUGUCAGAGCAAAAAACAAGCCAUGAGGUCAAAGGAAUUGUCCGUAGAGCUCCGUGACAGGAUUGUGUCGAGGCACAGAUCUGGGGAAGGGGUAGCAAAAAAUGUCUGCAGCAUUGGAAGGUCCCAAAGAACACAGUGGCCUCCAUCAUUCUUAAAUGGAAGAAGUUUGGAACCACCAAGACUCUUCUUAGAGCAGGCCGCCAUGCCAAAACUGAGCAAUCGGAAGAGAAGGGCUUUGGUCAGGGAGGGUGACCAAGAACCCAAUGGUCACUCUGACAGAGCUCCCAGAUUCCUCUGUGGAGAUGGGAGAACCUUCCAGAAGGACAACCAUCUCUGCAACACUUCACCAAUCAGGCCUUUAUGGUAUGAGUGGCCAGACGGAAACCACUCCUCAGUAAAAAGGCAACAUGACAAGCCCGCUUGGAGUUUGCCAAAAGGCACCUAAAGGACUCACAGACCAUGAGAAACAAGAUUAUUUGGUCUGAUGAAACAAAGAUUGAACUCUUUGGCCUGAAUGCCAAACAUUCACGUCUGGAGGAAACCUGGCACCAUCCCUACCGUGAAGCAUGGUAGCAGCUGCACCGUGCAGUGGGGAUGUUUUUCAGAGGCAGGGGACUGGGAGACUAGUCAGGAUCAAGGGAAAGAUGAACGGAGUAAAGUACAGAGAGAUCGUUGAUGAAAACCUGCUCCAGAGCGCUCAGGACCUCAGACUGGGUGAAGGUUCACCUUCCAACAGAACAACGACCCUAAGCGCACAGCCAAGACAACGCAGGAGUGGCUUCGGGACACAUCUCUGAAUGUCCUUGAAUGGCCCAGUCAGAGCCCAGACUUGAACCCGAUUGAACGUCUCUGGAGAGACUUGGAAAAUAGCUGUGCAGAAACGUUCCCUAUCCAACCUGACAGAGCUUGAGAGGAUCUGCAGAGAAGAAUGGGAGAAACUCCCCAAAUACAGGUUUGCCAAGCUUGUAAGCAUCAUACCCAAGAACACUCAAUACUGUAAUCGCUGCCAAAGGUGCUCAACAAAGUAUUGAGUAAAGGGUCUGAAUACAUAUUUCAGUUUUUUAUUUGUAAUACAUUUGCAACAUUUGUAAAAACCUUUUUUUGCUUUGGUCAUUAUGGGGGGUAUUGUGUGUAGAUUGAUGAGGGAAAAAUACACAUUUAAAUAACUGUAGAAUAAGGCUGUAAUGUAAAACAUUUGGAAGCAAUCAAGGGGUCUGAAUAUUUCCGAAUGCACUGUAUAUUUAUUCGCACAUCAUGACCUUUAUUGAGUGGGUCUCGGGGAUGGAACAACUGUUUGUGGGGGAAGGGGGGAGUGUGUAUGAAUGUGUGUGUUGUGUUUUUUGUAUCCCAGAUCUGUUUGCUGCACAAUAUAGGAUGCAUCACAACAAUUAUUUUGCUAAAAUUAUAAUUGCUUGCCAAAAAUGUAAUUUUUGUAAUGGUUCAUCCUGGUUAAGUUAUAAGAAUCCUUCGCAUGAAUGCCUAACAUUACACCGCCUUUAUGAAUUGAUUGUAUCGGACAUUAAGAUACACAGGAUGUUUGUAUAGUAACACUACCGUUCAAAAGUUUAGGGUAACUUAGAAAUGUCCUUGUUUUCGAACGAAAAGAAAAAUCAUUUUUUUUGUCCAUUAAAUAACAUAAAUUGAUCCAAAAAACAGUGUAGACAAUUGGUGAAUGUUUGGGGAAAGCAUUCAUUGUAAUGGAAAUGGCUCUCUGCUGAUUUCUGAUUUGUAAUGGAAAUCUACAUAGGCGUACAGAGGGCAUAUCAGGCAACCAUCAGUCAUGUGGCAAUGCACGUUGUGUUUGCUAUCCAAGUUUAUCAUUUUAAAAGGCUAAUGAUCAUUAGGAAAACCCUUUUGCAAUGAUGUUAGAACAGCCUGAAAAAUGUGUGUAUUAAAGAAAGCAAUAAACUGGCCUUCUGAGGACUAGUUGCGUUUCGGAGCAUCAGGAAAUUGUGGGUUUCAAUUUACAGGCUCAAAAUGGCCAGAAACAAGAAAUUUCUUUCUGAACUCGUCAGUCUAUUCCUGCUCUGAGAAAUGCGGCUAUUACAGCGAAAAAAUUGCCAAGGAACAGAAAUGAAGUCUGUACAACGUGUGUAACUACUUCCUAUUUACAGAACAGCGCAAAAUGGCCUCUAACCAGACUAGAAAAACUGAGCAAGAGGCAGAUACAUUAGAGUGUCUAGUUUGAGAAGAAACAGACGCCUCACAGGUCCUCAACUGGCAGCUUCAUUAAAUAGUUACCCGCAAAACACCGAUCAACGGCAAACGUGAAGAGGCAACUCCGGGAUGCUGGAACUUCUAGUCCGAUUGCAAAGCAAAAAGCCAUAUCAUCAGACUGGCCAAUAAAAAUAAAAGAUUAGAUGGCAGUCUGUGGAUAGGCUUUUCUUUGCAAUCUGCCCUCGAAAGGUCAGCUCCGGGAGUCGCCUCUUCAACUGUACGUUGAGACUGGUGUUUUGCAGUAUUACUGAAAACAGGACCCAGUGGAAAAUAUAAAGAUCCAGUCCAUUAAAAAAUAGGCCCCUUACACUUCAGUGUUGUGAUGCAAAAUUCUACCGAAAUGCAUAGCAAUACAAUUUAAAAAGAUAUCGUCGGAUAGUAUUCAUCCUAAUCAGACAGGUUUUUUUACAUGGAACCAUACAUUGAGAUAAUAUAAAGACAAGUACUGGAAACAGUAGAACACUUAUGAAAAAUCGGGGAAAAGUCUGGUAUUCAAGUGAUUUGAAAAAGGCUGUUGAUGAAACGUACGACUUUGGAAGUUAAUAUAAAUGCCUUGAAUAUUUAGACUUGGAGAAUCUCUCUUAUACCAAUGGGUGAAAGUAUGAUUAGUAUCCCUAGAUUGUAAAAUAGUAAAUAAUGGCUACUUCUCAGAAAGUUUUUAAACUGUCGAGGAGUAAAACAGUUGUCCACUAUCGGCUAUCUAUUUAUUAUGGCCAUCGAAUGUUAAGCUAAUAAAUCAGAUCCAAAAAUAAUAUAAAGUGCACUAGAAAUCAGGGCUUUAAAAAUAAAGGUGUCAUUGCAUGCUGAUGAUUCGUGUUCUCUAAAUCCACAAUUUGGAUCCACCACGCCGCAUGGAGGAUCUAGAUACUUUUUCUAACCUUUGUGAUUACAACAAAUUAGUGAAUCACCUAAAAAAUACAACAGUUACAUGGACCAGGUAGUGUACCAAUAAAAUUGUCGACGGUUUGAGUGGACCAUACUCGAUUAUUUCAUAUAAUAUCAGAGAAACAAUAUCUCGCUACAAUACAUUUGAAUAGAAGAAGUUAGCAAUACCGGCUCUCACCCGGAGUCCGAUAGAAAGGUGUCCUCUCACAUCCCAGUAUUCACGGAUCGUCCUGACAGGAGGGAGGGACAUGUCAGACUCAAGCGAUAGGAGGUGUGUGGCCUCAAUCAGGUCGUCAUAUCAACUCUUGGAGUUGGAAACGGUUUCGACUGUUUGACCCACUUCGGUCUACCCUUCGGGGUCGCGAUGUGCGGUCUGGUCAGACAACCGACCACAGUAGCUCCAUAAAUCGCCAAGAGGAGUCAGGUCUCGUCUCCAUCGGGCGGCAGAGGAUUGUGGCUGUGGCUCACAGCACCUUCGCUCAUUGAGAGCAGCACACCAUUCCGGGCUACUUGAACGUAGGAGCAGACCUCAUGUCAAGAGGGGUCCUUGAGACACGAGUGGUUGUCUGCAAUCCGGACAUUGUUCUCCAGAUUUGGGAACAAUUCGGGAGAGCCCAGGUGGACCUAUUCGCGUCACGUGUGAACGCGCAAUGGUCCUCUGUGGUUCUCUCUGAGGGAAGAGGACGAACCGCCACUGGGAAGGGACCCUUUGCGCACAAACCAUGGCCGAGAGUUCUCCUGUAUGCAUUCCCCUCCGCUGUCCUGCAUUCUCCCACUGCUAGCCAGGGUGAGGUCAGAGGGGGCUGUCAGUGAUACUGAUAGCGCCCGAUCGCCCGGGGGCUCCGUGGGUUUGCGGAGAUGAGUCCAGAUGUUUGAUUGCGCCACCUUGGCCAAUUCCCACAUCGACGGGACGCGUUUGUCUCAGGCGGGAGGCACGAUAGGGGAAAUUGCCCAUAAAUCGGCCACCACUUAAGGCCUGGCUGCUGAGUAGGACAUGCUAGAGCGCCGUGGGUUAUCUGAUGCAGUGAUCAGGACCAUACAGGGUUCACGUGCCAGUUCCACUUCUACGUGUAUCCAGUAGAUGGAACGUGUUUUCACGAUGUUGUGUCACACCAGUUGUAGACCCCCUGAGCUGUCAGGGUAGAGAGAGAGAGAGAGGAGAGAGAAGAGAAGAGAGAGAGAGAGAUAGAGAGACGAGAUAGAGAGAGAGAGAGCAGAGAGAGAGACGAGAGAGAGAGAGAUAGAGAUACAGAGAAAGAGAGCGAGAGAGAGAGAGAGAGAGAUGAGAGAAGAGAGGAGAGAGAGAGAGAGAGAGAGAUAGAGAGAGAGAGAGAGAGAGCGACAGGAGAGAGAGGGGAGAGGGAUCUGAAGCAUCACCUGUCCUGUAGUCAAACCUUUCUCUCCCUCCACUCCCCCCUCAUCUCCCCCAUUCUCAUUACCACACCUAAUUACCUAAUUAGGGAAGUGUCAGACUACACCCACCACCUCCCCCUCCUUCUGUCCCUGCCCCCUCUUCCUCUCUAUCCAUCUCACCUGUUGAAUCAUUGAGUUAGUUUACCCCUUGAGGGGAUUCUCAAUCAGUUUUCAAUCAGGAAGGUGGUUUGUUGUUUAAAUAUUGAAAAACAGCAUAUUCCAGCAUACAUUUUAAGCUGUUGUAUGAUGGUCAGUACUGGUCAGAUGCAUGGUCUAGCUGGUUAUGCUGGAAGAUCAGCCUUCGUUGUGUUUUCGCUGGUGACCAGCCUUAAUUGUGUUUUUCGCCCUCACCCACCUGGACAAAAGUAUAUACCAAUGUAAGAGUGCUGUUCAUUGACUACAGCUCAGCGUUCAACACCAUAGUCACCUCCAAGCUCAUCACCAAGCUCUGGACCCUGGGACUGAACACCUCCCUCUGCAACUGGAUUCUGGACUUCCUGACGGGCCGUACCCAGGCGGUGAGAGUAGGCAACAACACAUCUGCCACGCUGACCCUCAACACGGGGGCCCCUACAGGGGUGUGUGCUUAGUCCUGUCCCGUACUCCCUGUUCACCCAUAACUGCAUGGCCGUGCACGACUCCAACACCAUCAUCAAGUUUGCUGACAACGCGAUGGUGGUAGGACAGUUCACCGAUGACAAUGAGGCAGCCUAUAGGGAGGAGUUCAUUGAGGUGCCAGGACAACAACCUCUCCCUCAACUUCAGCAAGACAAAGGAGCUGAUGGUGGACUAGAGGAAACAGAGGGGCGAGCUCGUCCCCAUCCACAUCAAUGGGGCUGUAGUGGAGCGGGUCGAGAGCUUGAAGUGCCUCUGUGUCCACAUCACUAAGGAAUUAACAUUGUCCACACCCACACAGUUGUGCAGAGGACAUUACAAGUUUGUGAGGGUUUUAGGAGCCAAGCUUAAUUUCUUCAGCCUCCUGAGGUUGAAGAGGCGCUGUUGCGCCUUCUUCACCACACAGUCUGUGUGGGUGGACGAUUUCAGAUCGUCAGUGAUGUGUACGCCGAGGAACUUGAAUCUUUCCACCUGCUCCACAGCGGUCCCGUCGAUGUGGAUAGGGGCGUGCUCCCUCUGCUGUUUCCUGAAGUCCACGAUCAGCUCCUUUGUUUUGUCGACAAUGAGGGAGAGGUUAUUUUCCUGGCAUCACACUCCCAGGGCCUUCAGCUCCUCUCUGUAGGCUGUCUCGUCAUUGUUGGUAAUCAAGCCUACUACUGUUGUGUCGUCUGCAAACUUGAUGAUUGAGUUGGAGGUGUGCAUGGCCAUGCAGUCAUGGGUGAACAGGGAGUACAGGAGGGGGCUGAGCACGCACCCUUGUGGGCCCCCUGUGUUGUUUCCUACCUUCACCACCUGGGGGUGGCCCGUCAGGAAGUCCAGGACAAAGUUGCACAGGGCGGGGUUCAGAACCAGGACCCUGAGCUUAAUGAUGAGCUUGGAGGGUACUAUGGUGUUGAACGCUGAUGAACAGCAUUGAACAGCAUUCUUAACUUGUUAUUCCUCUUGUCCAGAUGGGAUAGGACAGUGUGCAGUUCGAUGGCGAUUGCAUCGUCUGUGGAUCUAUUGGGGUGGUCAGCAAAUUGAAGUGGGUCUAGGGUGUCAGGCAAGGUAGAGGUGAUAUGAUCCUUAACUAGCCUCUCAAAGCACUUCAUGAUCACAAAAGUGAGUGCUACGGGGCGAUAGUCAUUUAGUUCAGUUACCUUUGCUUUCUUGGGUACAGGAACAAUGGUGGACAUCUUGAAGCAAGUGGGGACAGCAGACUGGGAUAGGGAGAGAUUGAAUAUGUCCGUAAAUACUCCAGCCAGCGGGUCUGCGCAUUCUUGUGAGGACACAGCUAGGGAUGCCGUCUGGGCCGGCAGCCUUGAGAGGGUUAACAUGCUUAAAUAUCUUACUAACGUCGGCCACAGAGAAGGAGAGCCCACAGUCCUUGGUAGCGGGCCGCGUCGGUAGCACUGUGUUAUCCUCAAAGUGGGCGAAAAAGGUGUUUAGCUUGUCCGGAAGCAAGACGUCGGUGUCUGCAACGUGGCUGGUUUUCCCUUUGUAGUCUGUGAUUGUCUGUAGACCCUGUCACAUACGUCUCGUGUCUGAGCCAUUGAUUUGCGACUCCACUUUGUCUCUAUAAUGACGUUUUGCCUGUUUGAUUGCCUUACGGAGGGAAUAACUACACUGUUUGUAUUCGGCCAUAUUCCCAGUCACCUUGCCAUGGUUAAAUGCGGUGGUUCGCGCUUUCAGUUUUGCACGAAUGCUGCCACCUAUCCAUGGUUUCUGGUUAGGGUAGGUUUUAAUAGUCACAGUGGGAACAACAUUUCCUAUACACUUCCUAAUAAACUCAGUCACUGUAUCUGUGUAUUUGUCGAUGUUAUUCUCGUAGGCUACUCGGAACAUAUCCCAGUCCGUGUGAUCAAAACAAUCUUGAAGCGUGGAUUCCGAUUGGUCAGACCAGCAUUGAAUAGUCCUUAGCACGGGUACUUCCUGUUUGAGUUUCUGCCUAUAGGAAGGGAGGAGCAAAAUGGAGUCGUGAUCAGAUUUGCUGAAGGGAGAGAGCGGGAGGGCCUUGUAGGCAUCCCAGAAGUUGGAGUAGCAGUGGUCAAGUGUUUUUCCUAAGUAAGUACUGCAGUCAAUGUGUUGAUAGAAGUUCAGUAGCAUUUUACUCAAAUUUGCUUUGUUAAAAUCCCCAGCUACAAUAAAUGCGGCCUCAUGAUAUGUGGUUUUGUUUGCAUAAAGUCCAGUGAAGUUAUUUGAGAGCCGUCUUGGUAUCGGCUUGAGGGGUAAUAUACACGGCUGUGAAUAUAACCGAAGAUAAUUCCCUUGGGAGGUAAUACGGUCUGCAUUUGAUUGUGAGGUAUUCUAGGUCGGGUGAACAAAAGGACUUGAGUUCCUGUAUGUAAUCACAAUCACAGUGGUUAAUUAUGAAACAAACACCCCCGUCUUUCUUCUUCCCGGAGAGUUAUUUAUUCCUGUCUGUUCGAUGCACUGAGAACCCAGCUGGCUGUAUGGACAAAGACAGUCUAUCCCGAGAGAGCCAUGUUUCCGUGAAACAGAGUAUGUUACAAUCCCCGAUGUCUCUCUGGAAGGAGAUUCUCACCCUGAGCUCGUCUACUUUAUUAUCCAGAGACAGAACAUUAGUGAGUAAUAUACUCGGAAGCGGUGGAUGGUGUGCGCGCCUCCUGAGUCGGACUAGAAGUCCACUCCGAAUACCUUUUCUCCGCCGGCGGUGUUUUGGAUCAGCCUCUGGAAUCAGUUCAAUUGCCCUGGGGGUACGAACAAAGGAUCCAAUUCGGGAAAGUCGUAUUCCAGGUCGUAAUGCUGGUGUGUUACCGCCGCUCUGAUAUUCAAAAGUUAUGUCCGGCUGUAAGUAAUAACACAAAACAUUUCCUGGGCUAAUAAUGUAAGAAAUAACACACACAAAAACAAAAUACUGCAAAGUUGCUUAGGAGCUAGAAGCAGAGCUGCCAUGUCUGUUGGCGCCAUUAAACAUUACCGCUUGGUACGGCGACUGCAAGGCACCCAACCACAAGGCACUACAGAUGCUGGUGAGAACGGCCCAGUACAUCACUGGAGCCUUGCUCCAUGCUAUCCCGGACCUAUAUACCAGGUGGUGUGAGAGAAAGGCCCAAAAAGGACAAAUUUUGCCAUUAAAUAGUCUCCUACAACUGUAAAUAGUCUGGAAAUUAAAUUGUAUCCUACUACUGUAAAUAGUCUGUACAUUAAAUAGUCUCCUGCUACUGUAAAUUUUAUGUAAAUUAAAAUAGUCUCCUACUACUAUAAAUAGUCUGUAAAUUCAAUAGUCUCCUACUACUGUAGAUAGUCUGCAAAUUCAAUAGUCUCCUGCGACUGUAAAUAGUCUGUGAAUUUGAUAGUCUCCUACUACUGUAAAUAGUCUGUAUAUUUAAUAGUCUACAUGUACUGUUAAUAGUCUGUGAAUUAAAUUAAAAGCAGAUAUGGGAUAUACAUAUUAAAAUAAAUUAUAAAUAUAGUUUAUUUAUUUAUUGUCCUUUCAUGAUGGAACGGUCCCCAACCCUAUAUCCUAGACACCCACCUGAGCGACCCAUACACUAAGGAGAAAUCCUUAUCUGUUUUAUAGGCCUACUGCAAGUAGCCCAUACGCAGCCAAAACAGAAAGAUAAAUGCAGUCAGAGACAAACUAAAGCAGCACCGCCCCCUCAAGAUUCUGAGCCUGCCUGGCAGGCUUGGUCCUACAAAGGCAAAAGCCCCCAGAUGGGUGAGCAUAAUAUACAAGGAACGUCUCAAAGCUGCUAUUGAGAACCUUGUACCUAGCCGAUGGGGAAUCCGGUGGGGUACCCCCACCCAGGUAGUGGCAGUGCUGGCAACACUGGCUGCAGUAACCCAUUGGGAGGAGGUCACACUCGGACAAUCAGAGAGGGGGCAUGUUAUAAUGGCCCUGGUGGCACACAAAAAAAUCAUAGGUCUGACUGCACAGAGAUGCAGGGAAAAUGGUCACAACGGGAGACCAGAGGAUGUGUGUUUAAGGGGAUGAGCUCCAUCAGCUAGGACUUGACAUUGGUUCAUCAAAUCUCAACCGUUGUUGCUUAAUUUUGCCUUCUCAAACAGUGCCUUCGGAAAUUAUUCAGACCCCUUGACUUUUUCCACAUUUUGUUAUGUUACAGCCUUAUUCUAAAAUGGAUUAACCUCUACGGGAUCGGUGUCCCGUAUACGGGACGGUUGAGCUAACGUGCGCUAAUGUGAUUAGCAUGACUGUUGUAAGUAACAGCAAAACUUUCCAGGACAUAGACAUGUCUUAUAUGGGCAGAAAGCUUAAAUUCUUGUUAAUCUAACUGCACUGUCCAUUUUACAGUAGCUAUUAUGGUGAAAAAAUACCAUGCUAAUGUUUGAGGAGAGUGCACAACAACAAAAAACGUAUCACGGCAACUGGUUUAAUACAUUCACCUCUGAAGGUAAAUAAUGUACUUACAUUCAGUAAUCUUGCUCUGAUUUGUCAUCCUAAGGGUCCCAGAGAUAAAAUGUAGCAUAGUUUUGUUUGAUAAAAUCCAUUUUUAUAUUCCAAUAUAGGAUCUGGGUUCUACAGUUUGAACCCCUGCUGUCUCUGGCUCCACACCCACCUCGCCCGGCCAUCUAGAUGUGUGAAAGUUAGUGUAUAAGCUAAUGAUCCAUCAUGUAUGACAUUCCUGGGAGUGUGUAAACAUACAUUUUGUAUUACCAUAUCAUUGUUGUAUGUUCUCUAUGGUUAUGUACUUGAAAAUGUAUCAAUUGACCAAUUUGGCACAUUUGGGAAGACUUCAUACAAUAUAGUCCAGUAUUGCAACGCUUCAUUGGAUCAAUCUGAAACUUUACACACACUGCUUCCAUCUAGUGGCCAAAAUCUGAAUUGUGUCUAAACUGCAAUAUUAUAUUGUGGCCUUUCUCUUGCAUUUCAAAGAUGAUGGAACAAAAAAAUAAAUAGAAAACUCAUGUUUUUUUGUUUGUAUUAUCUUUUACCAGAUCUAAUGUGUUAUAUUCUCCUACAUUAAUUUCACAUUUCCACAAAGUUCAGUGUUUCCUUUCAAAUGGUAUCAAGAAUAUGCAUAUCCUUGCUUCAGGUCCUGAGCUACAGGCAGUUAGAUUUGGGUAUGUUAUUUUAGGUGAAAUUUGAAAAAAAGGGCUAGAUCCUUUAACAAAAAUCCUCCGCAAUCUACACACAAUACACCAUAAUGACAAAGCAAAAACAUGUUUUUAGAAAUGUUUGCUAAUUUAUUUAAAAAAAUCAAAACAUCAGUACCUUGUUUAUAUAAGUAUUCAGACCCUUUGCUAUGAGAUUCGAAAUUGAGCUCAGGUGCAUCCUGUUUCCGUUGAUCAUCCUUGAGAUGUUUCUACAACUUGAUUGGAGUCCACCUGUGGUAAAUUCAAUUGAUUGGACAUGAUUUGGAAAGGCACACACCUGUCUAUAUAAGGUCCCAGAGUUAACAGUGCGUGUCAGAGCAAAAAACAAGCCAUGAGGUCAAAGGAAUUGUCCGUAGAGCUCCGUGACAGGAUUGUGUCGAGGCACAGAUCUGGGGAAGGGUAGCAAAAAAUGUCUGCAGCAUUGAAGGUCCCAAAGAACACAGUGGCCUCCAUCAUUCUUAAAUGGAAGAAGUUUGGAACCACCAAGACUCUUCUUAGAGCAGGCCGCCAUGCCAAACUGAGCAAUCGGAAGAGAAGGGCUUUGGUCAGGGAGGUGACCAAGAACCCAAUGGUCACUCUGACAGAGCUCCAGAGUUCCUCUGUGGAGAUGGGAGAACCUUCCAGAAGGACAACCAUCUCUGCAACACUUCACCAAUCAGGCCUUUAUGGUAGAGUGGCCAGACGGAAACCACUCCUCAGUAAAAGGCACAUGACAGCCCGCUUGGAGUUUGCCAAAAGGCACCUAAAGGACUCACAGACCAUGAGAAACAAGAUUAUUUGGUCUGAUGAAACAAAGAUUGAACUCUUUGGCCUGAAUGCCAAACAUCACGUCUGGAGGAAACCUGGCACCAUCCCUACCGUGAAGCAUGGUAGCAGCUGCACCGUGCAGUGGGGAUGUUUUUCAGAGGCAGGGACUGGGAGACUAGUCAGGAUCAAGGGAAAGAUGAACGGAGCAAAGUACAGAGAGAUCGUUGAUGAAAACCUGCUCCAGAGCGCUCAGGACCUCAGACUGGGUGAAGGUUCACCUUCCAACAGAACAACGACCCUAAGCACACAGCCAAGACAACGCAGGAGUGGCUUCGGGACACAUCUCUGAAUGUCCUUGAAUGGCCCAGUCAGAGCCCAGACUUGAACCCGAUUGAACGUCUCUGGAGAGACUUGAAAAUAGCUGUGCAGAAACGUUCCCUAUCCAACCUGACAGAGCUUGAGAGGAUCUGCAGAGAAGAAUGGGAGAAACUCCCCAAAUACAGGUGUGCCAAGCUUGUAGCAUCAUACCCAAGAACACUCAAUACUGUAAUCGCUGCCAAAGGUGCUCAACAAAGUAUUGAGUAAAGGGUCUGAAUACAUAUUUCAGCUUUUUAUUUGUAAUACAUUUGCAAACAUUUGUAAAAACCUUUUUUUGCUUUGUCAUUAUGGGGUAUUGUGUGUAGAUUGAUGAGGGAAAAAUACAAUUUAAAUAACUGUAGAAUAAGGCUGUAAUGUAAAAACAUUUGGAAGCAAUCAAGGGGUCUGAAUACUUUCCGAAUGCACUGUAUAUUUAUUCGCACAUCAUGACCUUUAUUGAGUGGGUCUCGGGGAUGGAACAACUGUUUGUGGGGGAAGGGUGGGGAGUGUGUAUGAAUGUGUGUGUGUGUUUUUUGUAUCCCAGAUCUGUUGCUGCACAAUAUAGGAUGCAUCACAAUAAUUGUUUGCUAAAAUUAUAAUUGCUUGCCAAAAAUGUAAUUUUGUAAUGGAUCCUGGUUAAAGUUAAGAAUCCUUCGCAUGAACUGCCUAAAAAUAACAUAAAAUUGAUCAAAAAUACAGUGUAGACAAUGUUAAUGUUGGAAAUGGCUAUUGUAACUGGAAAUGGCUGAUUUUUAAUGGAAUAUCUACAUAGGCGUACAGAGGGCCAUUAUCAGCAACCAUCAGUCCUGUGUUCCAAUGGCACGUUGUGUUUACUAAUCCAAGUUUAUCAUUUUAAAAGGCUAAUUGAUCAUUAGAAAACCCUUUUGCAAUUAUGUUAGCACAGCUGAAAACUGUUGUGCUGAUUUAAAGAAGCAAUAAAACUGGCCUUCUUGAGACUAGUUGAGUUUCUGGAGCAUCAGCAAUUGUGGGUUCAAUUACAGGCUCAAAAUGGCCAGAAACAAAGAACUUUCUUCUGAAACUCGUCAGUCUAUUCCUGCUCUGAGAAAUGAAGGCUAUUACAUGCGAAAAAUUGCCAAGAAACUGAAGAUCUCGUACAACGCUGUGUACUACUUCCUUUACAGAACAGCGCAAACUGGCUCUAACCAGAAUAGAAACUGAGCAAGAGGACAAAUACAUUAGAGUGUCUAGUUUGAGAAACAGACGCCUCACAGGUCCUCAACUGGCAGCUUCAUUAAAUAGUACCCGCAAAACACCAGUCUCAACGUCAACAGUGAAGAGGCAACUCCGGGAUGCUGACCUUCUAGUCAGAUUGCAAAGCAAAAGCCAUAUCUCAGACUGGCCAAUAAAAAUAAAAGAUUAAGAUGGGCAGUCUGAGAUAUGGCUUUUUCUUUGCAAUCUGCCUAGAAGGUCAGCAUCCCGGAGUCGCCUCUUCACUGUUGACGUUGAGACUGGUGUUUUGCAGGUAGUACUGAAACAGGACCCAAGUGGAAAAUAUAAAGAUCCAGUCCAUUAAAAAAUAGGCCCCUUACACUUCAGUGUUGUGAUGCAAAAAUUCUACCGAAAUGCAUAGCACAUAGAAUUAAAAAGAUAUCGUCGGAUAGUAUUCAUCCUAAUCAGACAGGUUUUUUACAUGGACAAUACAUUGGAGAUAAUAUAAGACAAGUACUGGAAACAAUAGAACACUAUGAAAAAUCUGGGAAAACAGGUCUGGUAUUCAUAGCUGAUUUUGAAAAAGGCUGUUGAUAAAAUACGACUGGAAUUUAUAUAUAAAUGCCUUGAAUAUUUAGACUUUGGAGAAUCUCUUAUACCAAUGGGUUAAAGUUAUGUAUAGUAUCCCUAGAUGUAAAAUAGUAAAUAAUGGCUACUUCUCAGAAAGUUUUAAACUGUCGAGGAGUAAAACAAGGUUGUCCACUAUCGGCAUAUCUAUUUAUUAUGGCCAUCGAAAUGUUAGCUAAUAAAAUCAGAUCCAAAAAUAAUAUCAAGUGCCUAGAAAUCCAGGGCUUAAAAAUAAAGGUGUCAUUGCAUGCUGAUGAUUCGUUUUCUUCUAAAUCCACAAUUUGGAUCCCACCACAGCCUCAUAGAGGAUCUAGAUACUUUUUCUAACCUUUGUGGAUUACAACCAAAUUAUUGGAUCACUAAAAAAUACAACAUUUACAUGACCAUGUAGUUUACCAAUAAAAUUGUCUGACGGUGAUGUGGACAUACUCGAUAUUCAUAUCAUAUCAGAGAAAUAAAUAAUCUCGCUAUAAUACAUUUGAAUAGAAAGUUAGCAAAUACAGAUAAGAUAUUGCUACCAUGGAAAGGAAAAUACCUGUCUAUUUGUUGAAAAAUCUGCCUGAUUAACUUUUUAGUCAUAACCCAGUUUACCGAUUUGUUUAUGGCCUUGCCUACACCUAGCAACCAGUUUUUUUAAUUAUAUGAGAAAAAAAAGAUUCCAUUUGAUUUCAAACAGCAAGCCAUAUAAAAUUAAACAGGCCCAAUUAUAUAAUGAAUAUGAAUUCGGAGGGCAGAAAUGAUUUAAUAUUAAAGCAUCAGACCUCUCACUAAAGGCUUCAGUCAUACAAAAGUUAUACUUAAAUCCAAACAGGUUCUCCAGCACAUUACUAAGAAUGUCUCUCUCCAUAUUCAAUAAUGGCAUUUAUCCCUUUAUUCAGAUUACAACCUCUCACGUUCAGUUUUUUGAAAAUGAAAUAAUCUCCAAAAUAUCGCUGCAAUUUCAGUUUAAUCCACCAGAAAAGACAGAAAAAAUAGUACAACAUUUUUUAAAAGGUAUAAUCUUUGUAAAUUAUAUCAUAAAUAGGACUGGUGGAGUUAUGUCACACAUGCACCAACUCACAAACCAGGAAUUGACAAAAUGGGACAAACACCAAAUUGAGACUCUCCAUGCAGAAUUCUGCAAAAACAUCCUCUGUGUACAACAUACAACACCAAAUACUGCAUGCAGAGCAGAAUUAGGAUGAUUCCUGCUAAUUAUCAAAAUCCAGAAAAUAGCGUUUAAAUUCUACAACCAACUAAAAGGAAGCAAUUCCCAAACCUUCCAUAACAAAGCCAUCACCUACAGAGAGAUUAACCUAGAGAAGAGUCCCCUAAGUAAGCUGAUCCUGGGGCUCUGUUCACAAACACAAACAGACCCCAACAGAGCCCCAGAACAGCAACACAAUUAGACAAACCAAAUCAUGAGAAAACAAAAAGAGAAUUACUUGACACAUUGGAAAGAGUUAACCAAAAAACAGAGAAAACUGGAAUGCUAUUUGGUCCUUAAUAGAGAGUACACAUUGGCAGAAUACCUGACCACUGUGACUCACCCAAACUUAAGGAAAGCUUUUCAUAUGUACACAUUCAGUGAGCAUAGCCUUGCUAUUGAGAGAGGCCGCCGUAGGCAGAGCUGGCUUUCAAGAGAAGACAGGCUAUGUGCAGACUGCCCACAAAAUGAGGUGGAAACUGAGCUGCACUUCCUAACCUCCUGCCAAAUAAAUGACCGUAUUAGAGACACAUAUUUCUCUCAGAUUACAAAGACCCACAAAGAAUUCGAAAACAAAAUCGAAUUUUGAUAAACUCCCAUAUCUAUUGGGUGAAAUACCACAGUGUGCCAUCACAGCAGCAAUAUUUGUGAACUGUUGCCACAAGAAAAGGGCAACCAGUGUAGAACCAACACCAUUGUAAAUACAACCCAUAUUUAUACUUUUGUUUAUUAUCUAUUUCACUUGCUUCGGCGUAAACAUGUUUCCCAUGCCAAUGAAGCCCUUUGAAUUGAAAGGAAUUGAGAGAGAGAGAGAGAGAGAGAGAGAGAGAGAGAGAGAGAGAUAGGGGGGGAGCGAGAGAGAGAGAGAUAGGAGACGAGAGAUCAGAGAGAGAGAGAGAGAGAUAUAGAUAGAUAGAGAGAUAGCAGAAGAGAGAGAGAUAGAGAGAGAGAGGAGAGAGAGAGAGAGAGAGAGAGAUUUUCACUUCAAAGGAAGACAGACCUGAUAGAUUAAAGCGCAGCUGGACUCAAAGACACUCAGGUGGUCCUACACACAGGUGUCCUGAGGGUGUGUAUGACUGAGGGUGAGUGUGUGAGUGAGUGAGCCCACGCCCAAAAAAGCCCAAAUGAUUGUGCCGGUAUCCAAUGCAUAUAUGAUAUAGGCUACUGCACAUUACUCACGACAGAAAAACAUAAAAGCCCAUAGAUGUAGCUAGCUAUAUGCUCUCUUGGGUAAAUAAAUGAAACUAGCUCCAGUAGGCUAAUCUUUUAGAGUGUGAACUGCAUUACUGUACUGUAUUGUAUUAUACUGUAUUAUACAGUACGGACUGGAAUUACACACAUCGUUCAAUCCAUGAUAAAGCAGGGAGAGAACAUGCGAUUCUGGUGCAGCACAUGAGGCCUACAAAGUUACAAGUAUAGGCUAGAGAACUAGAUUUUAAUUUGGGAAUAAAUUGGGCCUAUUUGUAUAAUUAGUAGGCUGACUCAUAUUUACCUUUCAUAAUAUUUCCCCUAAUGUUAUUAGCCUACCUCCUCCUUCUCUCUCUAGUGUUGCUUCAUUCCUUCCUCACUUUCAACAGUUAAAUGAAGUAAGUGUAGUUGUCCUUAUCUUCAUCAUUCUAAUGAAAUGCUUGAAUAAUGUUGGACUAGAAUUAGAUGCAGAAAUCGUUCACUUCUCUUCACGAAGAUUGAAUGGUUACGGGUCUGAAUAAAUAACUGCUAUAGCCUACCGCCAUCUCUCUUCUUUCAAUACUAACCGAGAGUUCUAUUGGCUGCUGUAUUUAACAUUCAGCAAACAAGAGCUUGCGUCCCUCUUUGAAUAGUCUAUUGGUAUAAGACAUGCUAAGAAAAUGUCCAGCAAGUCUAGCUUUUCCUGCAUGGGACACCAAGAAGGUUUUUUAAGGAGCCAGCGGAGCACAGGUGCGUGCGUAUUGCGCAAGAGACAGAGGCUAUAAGUUAGAAGCUUAUUAUGCAUAACCCAUCAUUAAUUAGCUCAAUAUAAGGCUAAUGCUGCAUUCAAUCUAUUACCUGAAAGAGGUAGGCUAGGACAUCUAUAAAUAGGCCUAUAUAUCAGUCUUGAACAAGAUUAUCUAUUUUGGAUGCAAUUUGAAUGGAGUUGAUAGAGAGAGAGAAAGACUGUGCGAGAGUGCUCGCCCGUGCACAGAUUUAAAGCAACGAUAUUCGAGUGAUAAGGUAUUUUAAAACUCUGCAGCUGCAAUAAAAAAUUAAAUAAUGUUUCAAUAAAAUUAGAAUGUGACGCCUGAAAGCCAGAUGGAGAUGGGUAAAUUAGACGCGCAUUCGGUCUUUAUAUUACUGUAGUAGAGACUAUGCUGCAGCAAAUGUAGGUCUACCUGUCACAAGAAAAAAAAUGACCAUGAUAAGAUGAUAAGUCUACAUGUAUCAUCUGAGAUGGGCUGUCUGUCCCCAACCUGAGCGUUGAUGAUUCAUCAUGCAGAGGCCGUAGAGAAACCAGAUUAAGACAUUGCAUAUAAUUUAACAGUUCCAUUUCACACCAUGCUGUUCAUUUAAAUAACUAAUGAUAAUUUACUGUUUUCUUGCAGUUAUUUAUCCCAGGACAAUGUGGUGGUUAUGGGAAGUAAAUCCCAGUAAAUCUCGGUAACCGGGUUCCUGCCAUUCAACCCUAGUGUGUGUGUGUGUGUGUGUGUGUGUGUGAGUGAGUGUUUAAGUGUAUGAGUGAGGGACAAAUCAAAACUUGCUCUCCCCUGUACCUUUCAUACCCAGGGACAGAACAAACCUUCCUCUUCCCUGUACCCCCUCCUUCCACUCCUUCCUCUCCUCCCCCUCUUCCUCUUCUCUCUUACUCAUUACCACAAUAGUUAGUCUCUUUCUCUCUCUCUCUCUCUCUCUCUCUUAAUCGGCAAUGAGAUGGAUUCACUGUACAAUUUCAGAUGAUCGUCAUGGUUGCUCAGUCUCCCCCCCCCCCCCCUCUCAGUUCCCCAUCCCCUCUCUCCCUCCUCCUCCCCCCUCUCAGUUCCCCAUCCUCUCUCCCUCCUCCCCCCCCCUCUCAGUUCCCCAUCCCCUCUCUCCCUCUUCCUCCCCCCUCUCAGUUCCCCAUCCUCUCUCCCUCCUCCCCCCUCUCAGUUCCCCAUCCUCUCUCCCUCUUCCUCCCCCCUCUCAGUUCCCCAUCCUCUCUCCCCCCCCCCCUCUCAGUUCCCCAUCCUCUCUCCCUCCUCCCCCCUCUCAGUUCCCCAUCCUCUCUCCCUCCUCCUCCCCCUCUCAGUUUCCCCAUCCUCUCUCCCCCCCCCCCCCCCUCUCAGUUCCCCCAUCCUCUCUCCCUCUUCCUCACCCCUCUCAGUUCCCCAUCCUCUCUCCCUCUUCCUCCCCCCUCUCAGUUCCCCAUCCUCUCUCCCUCCUCCCCCCUCUCAGUUCCCCAUCCCCUCUCUCCCUCCUCCUCCCCCUGUCACGGUUUCGGCCGAGGCUGCUCCUCCUCCUGGUUCGGGCAGGCUUCGGCGUUCGCCGUCCCCGGAAUACUAGCUGCCACCGUUGUAUGUUUCGUGUGUUGAUUGCUUUGGUCUGUCUGUUACACCUGUGUCUGUUUGUGUCCUAAUUACGUGUCCUAUAAGUUCCCUGUUUUGUGUUAGUUAUAUUGUGUGUUGUUGUCCGCGUGUCUUUUGAGCUGCGUGUUUUGCGCUCUUCAUGGUAUUUGUUUUACGCAUGUUGCGUACUGUUUCUCGCCUCUGUAUUUUCGAGGUCGUGUAUGGAUUAUUGUACACUUUACUAAUAGUAAAGUUUGUUGGACUAAACCUCUGUGUCCUGCGCCUGACUCCUCAUCACAUCCACAUCGGUACCAUACUGACACAUCCACAUCGGUACCAUACUGGAGUCAGCAGGAUCAGCGACGACAGCCUGGUCACUAGAAGAACGGCUCAGUCAGCAGGACUCCAUGAUCCGGCAACUGGAGGCCGUUCUAGGCGAGGUGUCCAACACUCUGCACCGGUUGGCUAGUGGAGAGGUGCCCACGUCCACAGGUGGCACCUCCUUCCCAGCAUAAGGCGCUAGUAGAUUCAGGCGCAGCUGGGAACUUUAUUGAUCGGGCAUUUUGUGCUAGGUUAGGAAUUCCCCUUCGGCCGGUAGAAGUUCCAUUCCCUGUCCAUGCAUUAGACAGCCGGCCGUUGGGGUCGGGUCUGAUCAGGGAUGUCACAGCACCGCUGACGAUGACUACGCAGGGGGGUCAUGAGGAAAUCAUUCAGUUCUAUCUGAUUGACUCUCCUGCGUACCCAGUGGUGUUGGGGCUUCCCUGGUUAAGCACCCACGAUCCUACCAUAGCGUGGCAACAGAGGGCUCUUAUGGAGUGGUCUGCCCAGUGUGUAGGGAGAUGUCUAGGUGUUUCCAUAGGGGCGACCUCGGUAGAGAGUCCGAACCAAGUGCCCGCACUGCGCAUUCCCCCCGAGUAUGAGGAUUUAGCACUAGCGUUUAGCAAAUCGAGGGCAGCACGGCUACCUCCUCAUAGACAGGGGGACUGUGCGAUAAAUCUCCAGACCGGAGCAGCUUUUCCCAGGAGUCAUGUGUAUCCCCUGUCUCAAGAGGAAACUGCGGCUAUGGAGACUUACAUAGCCGAGUCCUUGGCACAGGGAUACAUACGGCCCUCUACUUCUCCGGUCUCCUCGAGUUUCUUCUUUGUGAAGAAGAAGGACGGGGGAUUGCGCCCGUGUAUUGAUUACCGUAGUCUCAAUCAGAUCACAGUAAAAUACAGUUACCCACUUCCACUGAUUGCGACGAUGACGGAGUCAUUACGCGGAGCGCGGUUCUUCACAAAGUUGGAUCUCAGGAGCGCGUACAAUUUGGUGCGCAUUAGGGAGGGGGAUGAAUGGAAAACAGCAUUUAGCACCACCUCGGGUCAUUACGAGUAUCUCGUCAUGCCGUACGGGUUAAUGAAUGCUCCUUCAGUCUUCCAAUCCUUUGUUGAUGAGAUUUUCCGGGACAUGCAUGGGCAGGGUGUAGUGGUGUACAUUGACGACAUUCUAGUGUAUUCUUCUACACGAGCCGAGCAUGUAGCCCAGGUGCGCCGAGUAUUGAGACGACUGUUGGAGCAUGACUUGUAUGUCAAGGCAGAGAAAUGCCUGUUCUUCCAGGAGUCCGUCUCUUUUUUGGGUUAUCGGUUGUCUGCGUCUGGCGUGGAGAUAGAGGUAGAUCGGGUAUCGGUUGUGCGUAAUUGGCAAACUCCAACCACCGUAAAAGAGGUGCAGCGGUUCUUGGGUUUUGCUAAUUACUACCGGAGGUUUAUCCGGGGCUUUGGACAGGUUGCAGCUCCCAUUUCGUCCCUGCUAAAGGGGGGUCCGGUGCGCUUGCAGUGGUCAGCUGAGGCGGACAGGGCAUUUGUCAAGCUGAAGAACCUGUUCGCCUCGGCCCCGGUGCUGGCGCAUCCGGAUCCCUCUUUGCCUUUCCAAGUAGAGGUGGACGCGUCCGAGACCGGUAUUGGGGCAGUCCUGUCACAACGGUCCGGCACGCCACCUAAGCUCCGCCCCUGUGCGUUCUACUCCAAGAAGCUCAGCUCGGCGGAGCGCAAUUAUGACGUUGGGGACAGGGAGCUGUUAGCUGUAGUCCAGGCCCUAAAGGUGUGGAGGCAUUGGCUUGAGGGGGCUCAACACCCUUUUCUCAUUCUGACUGAUCACCGUAACCUGGAGUACAUCCGGGCAGCUAGGAGAUUGAACCCUCGUCAGGCUAGGUGGAACAUGUUCCUGACCCGGUUUGUUUUUAAGAUCACAUACAUCCCUGGGUCCCAGAACGGUAAGGCAGACGCACUGUCCCGGCAGUAUGACACGGAGGAGAGGUCCAUUGAGCCUACUUCCAUACUGCCGGAGUCUUGUCUGGUGGCUCCGGUAGUAUGGGAGGUCGAUGCGGAAAUCGAGCGGGCGCUGCGUACCGACCCUACUCCCCCCGAGUGUCCUGUGGGGCGGACGUACGUUCCGCUCGAGGUUCGUGAUCGGCUUAUUUCUUGGGCUCAUACAUCACCCUCCUCUGGACAUCCUGGUAUUGGUCGGACGGUGCACUGCCUUAGCGUGAAAUACUGGUGGCCAACGUUAGCCAGGGAUGUGAGGGUUUAUGUCUCCUCCUGCUCGGUGUGUGCCCAGUGUAAGGCACCUAGACAUUUGCCCAGGGGUAAGUUACAUCCUCUGCCCGUUCCACAACGACCAUGGUCCCACCUCUCGGUAGAUUUUGUGACCGAUCUACCCCCUUCCCAGGGUAAUACCACCAUUUUGGUCAUUGUGGAUCGGUUUUCUAAGGCCUGUCGUCUCCUCCCACUGCCGGGUCUCCCUACUGCCCUACAGACCGCCGAGGCCCUCUUUACCCACGUGUUCCGGCACUAUGGGGUCCCCGAGGAUAUUGUGUCCGACCGAGGUCCCCAGUUCACCUCCAGAGUCUGGGGGGCUUUCAUGGAACGCCUGGGGGUCUCGGUUAGCCUUACCUCGGGGUACCACCCAGAGAGCAAUGGGCAGGUUGAACGUGUGAACCAGGAUGUGGGUAGGUUUUUGAGGUCCUAUUGCCGGGACCGGCCGGAGGAGUGGUCGAGGUAUAUCCCCUGGGCAGAGAUGGCCCAGAACUCUCUCCGCCACUCCUCCACCGGAUUAACACCUUUCCAGUGUAUUUUAGGGUAUCAGCCGGUCCUGGCACCGUGGCACGAGAGCCAGACCGAGGCCCCUGCGGUGGACGAGUGGAUUCGGCGCUCGGAAGAGACGUGGGACGCUGCCCAUGUCCAUCUGCAGCGUGCCAUCCGUCAACAGAAGGCGAGCGCCGAUCGCCACCGCAGUGAGGGGCCGGUGUACGCACCGGGAGAUCGAGUCUGGCUCUCGACUCGAAACCUGCCCCUCCGCCUGCCCUGCCGGAAGCUGGGUCGGCGGUUUGUGGGGCCCUUCAAAGUCCUGAGAAGAUUGAACGAGGUGUGUUACAGAUUACAACUGCCUAUUGAGUACAAAAAUAUUAACCCCUCGUUCCAUGUGUCUCUUCUCAGGCCGGUGGUAGCUGGUCCACUCCAAGAGGAGGAGAUAGGAGAGACCCCUCCACCCCCUUUGGACAUCGAGGGGGCACCGGCGUACAGGGUCCGGACUAUAUUGGACUCGAGGCGCCGGAGGAGUGGUCUCCAGUAUCUCGUGGAGUGGGAGGGGUACGGUCCGGAGGAACGGUGCUGGGUGCCUAGGAGGGACAUCCUCGACCCAUCCCUCCUGACAGAGUUCCACCGUGGGCAUCCCACGCGCCCGGGUCUGCGUCCUCCUGGCCGUCCCCGAGACCGGGGUCGGCGCACGGCUGGAGCCGCGCGUCAAGGGGGGGGUACUGUCACGGUUUCGGCCGAGGCUGCUCCUCCUCCUGGUUCGGGCAGGCUUCGGCGUUCGCCGUCCCCGGAAUACUAGCUGCCACCGUUGUAUGUUUCGUGUGUUGAUUGCUUUGGUCUGUCUGGUACACCUGUGUCUGUUUGUGUCCUAAUUACGUGUCCUAUAAGUUCCCUGUUUUGUGUUAGUUAUAUUGUGUGUUGUUGUCCGCGUGUCUUUUGAGCUGCGUGUUUUGCGCUCUUCAUGGUAUUUGUUUUACGCAUGUUGCGUACUGUUUCUCGCCUCUGUAUUUUCGAGGUCGUGUAUGGAUUAUUGUACACUUUACUAAUAGUAAAGUUUGUUGGACUAAACCUCUGUGUCCUGCGCCUGACUCCUCAUCACAUCCACAUCGGUACCAUACUGACACCCCCUCUCAGUUCCCCAUCCUCUCUCCCUCCUCCUCCCCCCUCUCAGUUCCCCAUCCUCUCCCCCCCCCCCUCUCAGUUCCCCAUCCUCUCCCCCCCCCCCCCCUCUCAGUUCCCCCAUCCUCUCUCCCCCCCCCUCUCAGUUCCCCAUCCCCUCUCUCCCCCCCCUCUCAGUUCCCCAUCCCCUCUCUCCCUCCUCCUCCCCCCUUUCAGUUCCCCAUCCCCUCUCUCCCUCCUCCUCCCCCCUCUCAGUUCCCCAUCCUCUCUCCCUCCUCCUCCCCCCUCUCAGUUCCCCAUCCCCUCUCUCCCUCCUCCUCCCCCCUCUCAGUUCCCCAUCCUCUCUCUCCCUCUUCCUCCCCCCUCUCAGUUCCCCAUCCCCUCUCUCCCUCCUCCUCCCCCCUCUCAGUUCCCCAUCCCCUCUCUCCCUCCUCCUCCCCCCUCUCAGUUCCCCAUCCCCUCUCUCCCUCCUCCUCCCCCCUCUCAGUUCCCCCAUCCCCUCUCUCCCUCCUCCUCCCCCCUCUCAGUUCCCCAUCCUAAAAAAGGACCACAAACGCUGA
This is a messenger RNA of Coregonus sp. 'balchen', 56728 nucleotides long. The record is from the annotation of a GenBank genome assembly. Lineage: Eukaryota; Metazoa; Chordata; Actinopteri; Salmoniformes; Salmonidae.